Messenger RNA from Penaeus indicus, 72577 nucleotides. RefSeq lists its product as uncharacterized. Gene Ontology annotation, molecular function: zinc ion binding; calcium ion binding. Lineage: Eukaryota; Metazoa; Arthropoda; Malacostraca; Decapoda; Penaeidae. Gene Ontology annotation, cellular component: nucleus; extracellular region. The record is from RefSeq and is a predicted model, not a curated record.
GAUUACGACGAGUGCCAACGCGCCGACGUCUGCGGUCCCCUGGCCAAGUGCCGGAACCGCGAGGGAGGACACGACUGCGAGUGCCCGCUCGGAUACGAUGGAGAUGCUUACUCGAGGGCAGGCUGUCAGAACAUCAACGAAUGCGCAGGUAGCCCCUGUGCAGCCAACGCCAUCUGCGUGGACGGCAUUAAUAACUACACCUGCGCGUGCCCUCCCGGUUACAUCGGUGACCCCUACAACAUGUACGGCGCCUGCCAAGACGUCAACGAGUGCGUCGACCCGAGUUCCGAGCGCGACGACGACGGCGCCGAGACGACCACCACCGUCACCCUCGACGUCACCCUCGUCGACGAUCUGUUCGAGAGCCUGCUGCCGGAGGCGCUGGAGAACGCCAUCAGCCAGGCGGCGUCCAACUGGAGCUUCCCGUGCGGCGCGGCGGCCACGUGCAUCAACACGCCGGGCUCGUACGAGUGCCGCUGCCCCGCCGGCUUCUCGGGGAAACCUCGCGAGAAGUGCACGGACGUGAACGAGUGCGGGCUGGCGUCCACCUGCGGAGAGAAUGCCAAGUGCAUGAACGUCCCGGGCUCGUACAAGUGCUACUGCCCUCGCGGCUUCGAGGGCGACGGCGACGUGGCCUGCAGCAACGUCGACGAGUGCCAAAGCAACCCUUGCGGUGCCAACGCCGUCUGCAUCGAUAGCGUGGGCAGCUACACGUGCCAGUGCCAAGAGUACUACACUGGAGACCCUUACAUCGGAUGCGUUGACAUCGACGAGUGCACGGCCUUCAACCGCCCGUGUGGCAUCAACGCCGUGUGCCAGAAUGCCCAGCCGGGAUUCACGUGCUUGUGCCCUCAGGGGUAUAGUCCCAGCCCCACGCCUGAUGUCGCGUGCAAGCAAACCUCCGUUGACAUUCUGUGCAACUCGAACUUCGACUGCGUGAACAAUGCAGAGUGCAGGACCGGCGUCUGCUUCUGCCGCGAUGGCUUCCAGGUCGUGGGUGCCGAGUGCCGCGACGUGGACGAGUGCCGGCUCUCCCCGUGCGGCCCCAACGCGCAGUGCCAGAACGUGCCCGGCAGCUUCCAGUGCUCCUGCAACUUCGGCUUCGUCGGGAACCCGCCCGACUCGUCUUGCAAAGCUCCGUGUGAAGGUGUAGAGUGCGGACCACACGCGACCUGCAAGCCCGAUGGCGUAGAGGCGAUGUGCAUGUGUGAUCCUGGUUGGACCUACAACCCUAAGGACAUCACUGCGGGAUGCGUUGACGUGGACGAAUGCACGGCAGGAAACCGACCGUCGGGGCAGUGCGGCGACAACGCCCUCUGCACCAACACCCUGGGCUCCUUCACCUGCCAGUGCCCGCCAGGGUUCUCAGGAAAUGCGAACACGAAAUGUCUUGACGUGGACGAGUGCCGUCGGCCCGGGACGUGCGGGCUGGGCGCCCUCUGCACCAACACCCUGGGCUCCUUCACCUGCUCGUGCCCGCCCAACACGGUGGCCGACCCAGACCCCUUCACGCAGUGCCUGGACAUCAUGAAGUGCUCGGGCGACAACGACUGCCCCGGCAACGCGCUCUGCCUCGCCAACCAGUGCAUGUGCCCCGAGCCCAAUAUCGGCGACGACUGCAGGCACCCAUGCGAGGAUGUUCGCUGCGGCUCGAACGCCGAGUGUAAGCUGAUCAAUGGGCAGCCCAAGUGCCUGUGCGCGCAGGGCUACUCCGGCAAUCCCAUCGGCGUGUUCGGCUGCACAGACGUGAACGAGUGCGUGAACAACCCGUGCGGCAAGGGCGCGGUUUGCAGGAACGAGCCAGGCAAGUUCACUUGCGAGUGCCCAUCGGGAUUCGAGGGUGACGCUGCCCGCGAGGGCUGCAUCGCCGUCAAGAGCCCCGACUGCAGCGCUUCCAGCCCUUGCCCGACAGGAGAGCAGUGUGUCGAGGACAAGGCCCUCGGCGCCAACGUGUGCGUGUGCCAGCGCGGCUACGUGCGCGACCCUCAGACAAGUAGCUGUCGCGACAUCAACGAGUGCCUGGAGACCGUGAGCGGCAAGCUCGCCUGCGGCCUCAACGCCAACUGCAAGAACCUGCCCGGGUCCUACGACUGCCAGUGCCUGCCCGGAUACGUUGGAAACCCCUUCAGCCUCUGCGAAAAGUGCAACACGCUGGAGUGCACGUGCCUUCCUCCGUACCGCAUCGUGGACGGGAACUGCGUUCUGGCCAAUUGCUCCCUGGGCAACCGGUGUCCCGCGGGCGCCGAGUGUGUCACCAUCCAGGGCGGGCUCAGCUACUGCGCCUGCCCCUCCGGGUACACCACCCUCCCAGACGGGUCUUGUCAAGACGUCGACGAGUGCGUGGCGCGCCUCCCCAACGGGCACCUGCCAUGCGGUCCCGGCGCCGAAUGCUACAACCAGGUGGGCGGCUUCGAGUGCCGCUGCCCGCCCGACUCCUCGGGAGACGCCUACACCACGGGCUGCUCGAAGGCCCAGGAAAAGUGCUCCAGUGACACCGACUGCCUCGUGAACGAGCGCUGCGUCCAGCCGGGGAAGUGCGUGUGCCCGCCGCCCUACUUCGUCGACAACCAGGACAACAACCGAUGCAAGAGCCCUUGCGAAGCCUUCUCGUGCGGCAUCAACAGCAAGUGCACGCCCUCUGACCCCCCUCAGUGCAUGUGCCAGCCCGGCUUCGUCAACAGAGGCCCCGCCGGCUGUGUGGACAUCGACGAGUGCCGCGAAAACCCCUGCGCCCAGGGUGCCAUCUGCAUCAAUGAGAUUGGCGCAUUCAAGUGUGAGUGCCCCCCUGGCACCGAGGGCGACCCCUUCAUUGGCACAUGCAACCGAAGGGAGGAUGUCGAGUGCCACUCUGACAGCGACUGCCCCGGCGAUCUCGCCUGCACCGACUCCGGCGAGUGCGUGAACCCGUGCGACGCCCUGCCCUGCGGCUCAAACGCAUACUGCGAGGCCGAGGACCACGCUGCCUGGUGCCGCUGCCACCCCGGCUACGCAGAGGGGCCCAACGGCGACUGCAUCUCCAUGUGUGAAGGCUUCCUGUGCGGCCCCAACUCGAACUGCAUCGUGGCGCGCGAUGGCCCGACCUGCAAGUGCGAGCCGGGCUUCAACGGCAACCCGUUCCCCGGCGGCCGCUGCCUGCCCGACCAGUGCUCGGCUGCCAAUCCAUGCCAGGACCCGCAGGUGUGCGUCAACGGCCGCUGCAAGGAACGCUGCGAGGGCGUCGUCUGCGGCGUCGGCGCCAAAUGCGACAAGAACACCAACAAGUGCGUCUGCCUGCCCUUCUUCCUCGGAGAUCCUGACCUGCUCUGCGUGCCUCCGGUCACACCGCCCCUGUGCACGCCCGGCUGCGGCGCCAACGCCCACUGCGAAUACGGCGAGCCCAACAGGUGCGUGUGCAACACCGGCUACAGCGGGAACCCAUACGCGUCGUGCGCCUCCGAGGAGGAUCAGAAGGCCGACUGCGCCACCACGCGGUGCGGCACCAGUGCCGAGUGCCGCCAGGGCGUGAACCGCGUCGACUGCGUGUGCCCCGUCGGCUACCAGGGCAACCCCUACGUGGAGUGCGUGGACGUAGACGAGUGCAUCGGCACCGCGUGCGGCAUGAACGCCGUCUGCCUCAACACCCCCGGGAGCUUCGACUGCCGCUGCCAGGCUGGCUUCUCCGGCAACCCGUUCCAGAUGUGCAUGCCGGAGACCGUGGGCUCGGAAUCGUGUCUCGACAACCCCGCCGCCUGCCCCGACUCGCCCUGCGCCACCAUCGUGUGCGGUCCCAACGCCGUCUGCACCGACGGUGCCUGCACGUGUCUUCUGGGAUUCAAGGGUGAUCCUACCAAUCUCAGCGAAGGAUGCCAGCCUGCAGGAUGCCAAAACGAUCUCUUCUGCGCUGAUAAUGAGAUCUGCUUCUCCAGCGGCGGACGCCGUACUUGCGUCGACGCUUGCAACAAGGUUGAGUGCGGCCCCAACGCCUUCUGUGUUGCACAGGCCCAUCGAUCAGCGUGCCUGUGCAAGGACAGCUAUAAGGGUAACCCUAACGACCUCACUGCAGGCUGCCAGCCCGAGGACCGCGAGAGCAAGUGCACUACCGAUGAAGACUGCAGCCCUGGCCAGGUGUGCCAGGUGGACGCCCAGGGCCUCAAGGCCUGCGUCGACCCCUGCUUCUCCUACGCUUGCGGCCAGAACGAGGUAUGCUACAGCCAGGCUGGACGCCCGCUCUGCCGCUGCGAGGAGGGCUAUCUGCGCAACCCCACAACCAAACAGUGCCAGAAGCCUAAUGUCCCCGACUGCCAAGACGACCGCCAGUGCCCGCUGUCAGAUGCUUGUCGGCCCGACCAGCUGGGCGUCCUCAAGUGUGUGGACGUUUGCCAGGACUUCAACUGCCCCCUCCACUCCUCCUGCUUUGCCGUCAAUCACCGUGGUCAGUGCCAGUGCGACCGAGGCUUCACAGGCAACCCCAACGACCGCAGCGGGUGCCGUCCAGUGCCCCGUGACGAGUGCCAGUCUGACGCUCAGUGCUUGGAGACUGAGAAGUGUGAGACGCGAGGCAAUGUUCGCAAGUGUAUGUCUGUGUGCGACACCACUCUCUGUGGGCCCAAUGCUGUGUGCGUUGCCAACAACCAUGCCGCUCAGUGCCAGUGCCCACCAGGUUUGUUUGCAGGCGACCCCAAUGACCCUGUCAAGGGCUGCUACUCUGUCAGCUGCAUUGACAACAGAGACUGCCCUACAGACAAGGCUUGCAACCGACUGGACUUCACUUGCUUCGAUGUCUGCUAUGAUGCUUGUGGUGACAAUGCCAUCUGUCUUGCCGAGAACCAUCGCUACAACUGCAAGUGUCCUCCGGGCUCGAGGCCAAACCCGUCUGCCGAGAUCGAGUGCGUGGCCGUGAACCUGUGUGACCCUAAUCCAUGCCACGCCUCUGCUACCUGCUCACCCGUCGGAGGGAACUACCAGUGCUCGUGCCCUGUCGGAAUGGUCGGCGAUCCGUACACAACCGGUUGCCACCCCGAAGGCAUGUGUCCCAACGGAAAUGAUGACUGCCAACUGGACAGCGUGUGCAUCAAUGGCCGCUGCGCCUCUCCCUGCGAUCGAGCCUGCGGACCCAACGCCCAGUGCAACGUCGUCAGCAGGAAGCCCAUCUGCACCUGCCCAACUGGAUUCGUCCCCAACCCGACCCCAGACAAGGGCUGCACCCGCCUGACAUCUUCGUGCAACAAUGAUGCACAGUGCCAAGGAGGUUUGUGCCUGGAUGGACAGUGCAAGGUGGUGUGUCGAGACAACAACGAAUGUGCCCAGGGAGAAAGGUGCUACAAUAACAUGUGCAUGGUGCCCUGUGUCUCAUCUUCACAGUGUCCCACCAACCAGGCAUGUAUUUCUGGCGUGUGUCUCCUUGGAUGCCGCGGAAACACCGAUUGUCCUACAGCAAAUGCCUGCGUCAACAACAAAUGUGAUGACCCAUGCUCUAGACCGAACGUGUGUGGUCCUAAUGCUCAGUGCAGUGUGCUAAACCACUUGGCACAGUGUCAAUGUCCUUCAGGAUUUAUUCCAACACCAACACCACAACAAGGAUGCGUCCGUGUGCCUGUCACCUGUGCCACCAUCAAUGAAUGUGGUCCGAGCACUGUGUGUGAUUUCGGCCUGUGCAAGCCUGUAUGCCAGCAGAGCAAGGAGUGUGCGCAGGGUGAGAGCUGCACCUCGGGAAUGUGCCACAAGGUUUGCUUUGGUGACGGCAACUGCCUGCAGGGUGAGGUGUGCAUUGAGGGCGCAUGUGUGGGUGGCUGCAGAGGCAACAGCGACUGUCGGGUCAACGAGGUGUGCCUUUCCAAGAAGUGCAUGUGCGCCAAGGGAUACCUGCCAGGCCCCAGCGGCUGUGUCGACGUCGACGAGUGCCAGGACAGGCCAUGCCACCCGAGUGCCUCCUGUGUCAACGUUCCAGGCUCAUACAAAUGCACGUGUCCCGCCAGCACCGUGGGCGACCCUUACCAGGCGCCCGGAUGCACCAAGCCCAACGAAUGCACCAACGACGCCCAGUGCAAUGGAGACCAAGCAUGUGAGAGGAACGGCGAAGGUAUCUUCAAGUGUGUGGCGCCCUGCGCAUCGGCCGUGUGCGGCUCCAACGCCCGCUGCAAGGUGGUCAAUCGCAAGCCAGUGUGCGAGUGCGAGGCCGGCCACUUCGGCGACCCUAAUGACCUCUCCAUCGGCUGUGUCAAGGGAGACUGCAUUGUUAACGAUGACUGUGCUUCAAACAAACUGUGUGAUCUCCUCAGCUAUAAGUGUAUCAAUCCGUGUGACAGUGUGAACUGUGGCUUUGGACGAUGCCAGGCGGUGGACCACGCUGCCGUUUGCUACUGUGAGCGAGGCUUCCAGACGGACUCCUCUGGAGGCUGCGUGGAUGUGGACGAAUGCCGUGACACUCCGUGCCACCGCACUGGCUUGUGUCGCAACGCCCUGGGCAGUUACUCGUGCGUGUGUCCGGAGGGCCAGGUGGGCGACCCCGUGUUAACGGGCUGCCGCAACCCCGGAGACUGCCUCGACGACAGCGAGUGCCCAGAUGCCGCCGCCUGCUUCCAGGCCAAGUGCCGCAACCCAUGUGAGAUCCCGGGUAAAUGCGGCAUCGGCGCGCAGUGCCAGACAGUCAACCACAAGGCCGUCUGCUCUUGCCCUCCCCGCACUACCGGCGACCCCUCCACCAGCUGCGUCGCCCUCGAGUGCCUAGGCCACAACGAAUGCCCGGCCGACAAGUCAUGCGUAAACAACAAGUGCGUGAACCCGUGUUCCAUCCCCGGCGUGUGCGGCAAGAAUUCCGAGUGCGUCGCUCGCGCUCACCUGCACCAGUGCUUCUGCAAGCCAGGCUUCACUGGCGAUGCCACCCUUGGCUGCACGGACAUUACCUACUGCCAGGUGGAGACGGACUGCCCCUCCGGCGAGCAGUGCAAUGGCGGCGUCUGCCUCCCCCGAUGUACCAGCAACCGUGAGUGCCUCAGCGACCAGGUGUGCAUCGAGGGCGCCUGCGUGCCCAAGUGCAGGUCCAACAAUGACUGCCCCGAAUUGCAAGUGUGCCAGAACAAUAUCUGCGUACCAGAAGUCAAGUGCCGCCAGAACGCCGACUGCAGUGCCGACGAGCAGUGCCGCACGAACCUUGUGGGCCAAGCUGAGUGCCGCGAGGUGUGCGACGGACUCACGCUCUGCGGACGUAACGCCGAGUGCGUGGCAAUCAACCACCAGGCCGUGUGCCAGUGCCCGCAGGGCUACUUCGGCGACGCCACGGACGAGCGCCAGGGCUGCCAGAAGAUCGAGUGCGAGGUGGACGAGCAGUGUGCGCAGAACCAGCGCUGCGACAACUACAUGUGCAAGAUUGCAUGCCGAGUGAACAACCAGUGCGGUGAGAACGCCCUCUGUCUCUCCGAGGGCCACAAGGCGGUCUGCUUCUGCCGCGACGGGUUCCAGGGCGACCCCCUCAGGGGAUGCCAGCCCAUCGACUUCUGCAGGAGCAGCCCGUGCGGUGCAGGAGCCAAGUGCCACAACGUUCCCGGCAGCUACAAAUGCCUCUGCCCGCCUGGCACCGUAGGCGACGCUUACUCUGAUGGCUGCAAGCCUCCCGUCAUCUGCCUGGUGAACAGCGACUGCCCCGACUCCGCUUUCUGCGGCGAGGAGGACAGCGUGCCCAAGUGCAAGGAUGUGUGCGAACGCGCGGAGUGCGGCCCGAACGCCGAGUGCGGCGCCGUCAAUCACCGCGCCGUGUGCACCUGCAAGACCAGCUACGUGGGCGACCCGAACGACCGCGUCACCGGGUGCCGCCCCUACCAAGCAACCUGCAGCCGCAACACCGAAUGCCCGCCGCCGACCAUCUGCGACGGAGGCCGCUGCAGACCGCCGUGCCAGAGUGACCAGGAGUGCGGCCUGACGGAGGCGUGCGUACGGGGCCAGUGCAGCGACUUGUGCGACGAGGACGACGCAUGCGGCCUCAACUCCGCCUGCACGAUGGUCAACCACCGGCGCCAGUGUUCGUGCCCGCCCGGAUUCACUGGCAACGCGGAGACCGAGUGCUACAGGGUGCCCACCACCUGCCAGAGGAAUAACGACUGCCCCGCCGGGUUCCUGUGCAAGGCCGGCGUGUGCGCCCCCGCCUGCGCCGGUGACAGUGAGUGCGCGCUCAACGAGAAGUGCGUCAGCGGAUCCUGCAUACUGACCUGCCGCCUGGACAACGACUGCUUCCUGGGCCACAUCUGCCUGAACAACUUGUGCAUGAUCGGCUGCCGCGCAAACGAGGACUGCAUGGCGAGCGAGGCGUGCCUGAACAACCGCUGCACAGACCCUUGCGGCUCGUCGGCCGUGUGUGGCGCCAACGCGCUCUGCUCCGUCGUGAACCACCGCGCGCAGUGCUCGUGCCCCGACGGCUUCAUCCCCAACCCGACGCCCAACGUGGCCUGCGUCCGCAAGCCCAGCACCUGCGCCAUCAACUCCGACUGCGCCUCCGGGUUCGUGUGCACGGCGGGCAGCUGCCUGGCCAUCUGCUCCUCCGACACCAGCUGCCUGGACAACGAGCGCUGCGUCAGCAACGUGUGCCGCCCCACGUGCCGCCGCGACGACGACUGCAGCUCUGGCGACCUCUGCAGUAACCUCAUUUGCGUCGCCGGCUGCCGCGCCGACACACAGUGCCCGUCCACGCAGGCAUGCGUAAAUAACAAGUGCAUCGACCCGUGCGCGUCGCCCACCGCCUGCGGAGGCAACGCGCGCUGCGCCGUCGAGGCCCACCGGGUCAAGUGCGCGUGCCCGGACAACCUGGUAGGCGACCCCUACGUCAACUGCCGGCUGCCGGUCACGUCGUGCAGUGGUGACAGCGGCUGUCCGAGCGGCAUGACCUGCUUCUUCGGCACGUGCCGUCCCCUCUGCAAGAGCGACCAGGAAUGCUUCAAUAACGAGCGCUGCGUGGGCGGCGUCUGCAAGGAGAUCUGCAGCUCCGACAGCCAAUGCGGCGCCAGCAACAUCUGCGAGGGACGCCUGUGCAUCCUCGGCUGCCGCUCCGACUCGUCCUGCCCAGCGGAGCAGUCGUGCAUCAAUCGCCAAUGUCGAGACCCGUGCCAGGGCGCCACCGCCUGCGGCACCUGUGCCCAGUGCCAGGUCGUCAGUCACCGCGCUCAGUGUAGCUGCCCUUCAACCGCCGUGGGCGACCCCUUCAUCGCAUGCACCACACCCCCGCGCGCCUGCUCCUCUAACACCGACUGCGCCUUCCGCGGGAUUUGCCAAUCCGGCUACUGCACCAAGCAGUGCUCGUCCUCAGACCAGUGCAACUGCGGCGAGACGUGCAGCGACGGCCACUGCCGCGCCCAGUGCGCCGAGGACCAGGAGUGCGCCCAGGGCUUCCUGUGCCGCUCGGGCGUUUGUGUGACUGGGUGCCGCGCCAACAGCGACUGCCCGCUUACGCAGGGCUGUGUCAACAACGAGUGCCAGGACCCGUGCGACGACGCUUGUGGGGACAACACCUACUGCCGAGUGUCGAACCACCGGCCGCUGUGCUUCUGCAACAGCGGCUACCAGGGCGACCCCGUCAAGGGCUGCGAGGAGUACGAGUGCCUCAAGGACACCGACUGCGACUCUGAGCAGAUGUGCCUCGACCUGGAGUGCAAGAACCCUUGCCUGCAGGGUACGUGCGGCACCAACGCGCGCUGCAGAGUGGUCAGCCACAACGUGGAGUGCUCGUGCCCGCCCAACUUCUAUGGCAACCCGCAGACGGAGUGCAAGAAGGAAAUCAACGAAUGCCUCAACAACCCGUGCGCCAACGACGCGCAGUGCAUCAACACCGUCGGCAGCUUCAUGUGCGAGUGCAACAACGGCUGCCAGGGAGACCCCUACCGCAACGGCUGCCUGUGCUCCCAGGAGCAGGUGGACCCGUGCGCCCUCAUCUCGUGUGGCCAGAACGCCCUGUGCCGCAUCGUCACCGACACGAAGGCCGAGUGCUACUGCCCCACCAGCCUGCCCAACGGCGACCCCCUCGUCAAAUGCACGGGAGACUGCCGCCAGACGGGGUGCGGAACCGCGGCCUCCUGCCUCAUCGACCGCGACGGAAGCUACGAGUGCCGUUGUCGCCGUGGCUGGAACGGCAACCCCUACGAUAAGUGCGUCCCUGAUACUCAGUGCACGCUUGACACAGACUGCCCGCCCACUCAGGCAUGUAUAAGUGGACAGUGUAAGGACCCCUGCACAGUGCGGGGGGCGUGCGGCGAGCGCGCAAUCUGCCAGACCGUGGCACACGCGGCGCAGUGUUCUUGCCCGCAGUGCUAUGUAGGCCGCCCCAAGGUGGCCUGCAGGCCCGACCCCACCUGUGAUGUUAGCCCCAAGGACCCCCCCAUAACCACUGGCUGUCGGGGCGACUCUGAAUGUCCCGACAGUCAGGCUUGCGAUCGAGCCCAGUCUCAGUGCUAUGACCCCUGCGUCCGCGGAGGGUCGUUGUGUGAAGCCAAUAAGAUGUGUGAAGUCAGGAAGCACGAGCCCACUUGCAUAUGUAAACAUGGCUUUGUCGUAAAUUCAGUGGGCGAGUUUGUCUGUGCGACAGGGCCCAUAGAGUGCCGGGCGAACGACGAGUGCGCGAGCAACCUGGCGUGCGUCAACAACAAGUGUGUGAACCCGUGCUCGGUAGGCCAGCCCUGCCCGCCCUCCAAGCAGUGUGAUGUGCUCAACCACCAGCCCGUGUGCAUCUGCGUGAAGGACUGCAACCCCUCGGUCACCAUCUGUCUCCGUGACGAGGGAUGCGGCCCCACGGAGGCGUGCGUGUCCUACCAAUGCGUGGACCCCUGCGCCUCGCACGUCUGCCCCGGCGACACGCCAUGCUACGUGGAGGACCACAAGCCACUCUGUAAAUUCUGCCCGCCCGGCUUUACCGUUGACCCUGAGUUUGGAUGCGUUAAAGCAAUCGGCUGCAGAGAUGACUCCGAGUGCCCGACCAACCAGGCAUGUAUCAACGAGAAGUGCCUCAACCCCUGUGUGGCUCGCAACCCGUGCAAUGCCAAGGAAGAUUGCAAAGUGCAGAACCAGAGGGCUACGUGUGUUGCAGACUUCGAGUGCCGACGAGACGCGGACUGCCCGUGGAACGAGGCUUGCUUCUCGGGGCACUGUAUGAACCCUUGCAUCAUGACGGAGGCGUGCGGUCUGGGCGCCGACUGCCGCCCACUGCUGCACCGCCCGCGCUGCUCGUGCCCCCCGGGCUACACGGGCGACCCCAAAGUACGGUGCACGCCCACCACAACGCCCAAAACGCCCACAGAAUGUACAUGCCAGUCUAACAAUGACUGCCCCGCGCACUUAUCCUGUGACGGUUGCACCUGCAAGCCACAACUCUCGGAAGUAGUGAGUUGCGACCCCCCUUGCCAGAACGACGAGGAGUGCGACGAGGAGGAGCUCAUCUGCAAACCAGCUCUAACCACCAGUUCGUUCACCACUCCUACCACCACCACAGCUACACCCGCCACCACACUCACUGAAGACACCUCCACAAUUGCCACCCCGCCCACAGAACAGCCGGGUGUUCCUAGUGUACCCUCUGUACGUCCUUCUCCCUCCCCUGUAUCCUCCCUCCCCUCCACCCCUCUUGAUGGAGUCACGGAAAGCGAUCAAUCCACCGUUGCCUCGGGGGAGACAGGGACGACCCUUCCUACCCCAGCGGAUCAGACACGACCCACCAUGCCAGUCGUCGGACCAGAGGUAGAGUCAGUGUCCACGAGUGUCUCUAUCUCCGCCACCAUGCCGCCUGGGGUUUCCCGGCCGACCCUCCCGCCGGUAGGGAACGAGGUCGAGACGGAAGCCCUGGAGGCCAUGGAGCCGCUCACUGCCGCCCCCGAAACCACCACGCCCUCCGUCGUCACCACCACCGACCACGUGGCGCAGCCGAGCGAGGCAGUGACAGAUACUCCGCCGAGCGGCCUGUUCACUCCGCACUAUGGCGAUGAGCCUUACGAUGGCGCCACUGGUCCUGGCACUGACAGACCUUUUGGUCCUGGCACUGACAGACCUGGUCCUGACACUGACAGACCUUUUGGUCCUGGCACUGACAGCCCCUAUGGUCCUGGCACUGACAGACCCUAUGGUCCUGGCACUGACAGCCCCUAUAGUCCUGGCACUGACAGACCUUCUGGUUCUGGCACUGACAGACCUUCAGGUCCUGGCACUGGCAGACCCUAUGUCGUCACCACCACCGACCACGUGGCGCAGCCGAGCGAGGCAGUGACAGAUACUCCGCCGAGCGGCCUGUUCACUCCGCACUAUGGCGAUGAGCCUUACGAUGGCGCCACUGGUCCUGACACUGACAGACCUUUUGGUCCUGGCACUGACAGCCCCUAUGGUCCUGACACUGACAGACCUUUUGGUCCUGACAGGCCCUAUGGUCCUGGCACUGACAGACCUGAGCGUCUAGGCACUGAUAGACCUGAGGACCCGGUGCAGACGCCAGUGGACGAGGAAGAUAUCUUUCCCACCAAUGAAACUGGAGGGACAUUUGACGGUAUUAUCACCCCGGGUCCAUUUUUCGAUUUCUCGACUGUUACCGAAAUGCCCACAACAACAGUAGUGGCUGACAGAUUCGAUGAUGACGGGACCCUGCCACCUGGAAUAACCGGAAUAACCGCAGGACUCCCACUCGGCGAUGAUGACAGCGACAUCAUCUUUGGGGGCGUUGGAGGGACUACUGGAUCGCCCGUUACAACCAUUGUUCCGUCAACAGAAAAUGAUACCUCUAUGUCCCUACAUAUCCCACUCGUGACCUUUAUCCCUGCCCUUAUCAUGCCCUUCCUUGUCACUAAGUUACCUCCAGUCUCUGCAGAAACUCCCACCUGCAGAGACAAUUAUAACUGCAAGGACACCCAGCUGUGUUACGGCGGGGUGUGUGUGGACGGUUGUUCUGUAUCCAAGUGUGGGUACAAGGCUCAGUGCCACACCGUGCAUCACAUCCCCAUGUGUACCUGUUUACCUGGUCAUCGUGGUAACCCCCUGACGGAGUGCCUUCCAAAGAAAGUAUAUAUUGCACAACCACCUGCCACACCCCGCCCUCCUACACUCACACCUCGGCCUCCCGUGGGCGUCCUCACCCCGCGGCCCCCUCCCGUCACACCGAGCGCUCAGUGCGUGAGAGACUCCGACUGCUCUUUCGCGGAGAGCUGUCGAGGUGGCUCUUGCGUUGAUCCAUGCGUGGUUGGCGCCCCGUGUGGACGCAACGCCGAAUGCGCUGUGACGCUACACCGCCCUAUUUGCUCCUGUCCUGCGGGGUACACGGGUAACCCCCGCCAAGGGUGCCUCAAAGCACCAACCGUCCCUCCCGGAUGCACUUCAGACUUCGAUUGUAUCGAGACCAAAGUUUGCUAUGAUCGGGACUGCAAGGACCCGUGUGGUCUUGCCAAUCCCUGUGCGGCCAAGGCCACUUGCACUACAGUCUCGCAUCGUCCCGUGUGCACCUGCAAUCCGGGUUACUCGGGAAAUCCUUAUGUUUUCUGCGGAGUUGACAAUAUAUUUACGGGAUGCCGUGGCGAUGGUGAGUGUCCCUCAACACAAGCUUGUAUUAACAACGACUGUCGGUACCCCUGCGAAGAUGACCCCUGUGGAAUAAAUGCCGAGUGUAUCAACAGUGAGCAUAGUGCCCAAUGCAGGUGCCGCAACGGCUUCCAGGGUGAUCCGCUUAAAGGAUGCACUCCCGUGGGUUGCUUCACCCCUGACGAUUGCCCCUUGACUGAAGAGUGCUACAGCGGGCAGUGCGUGAGCCCAUGCCGGCCCGCCAGCAACCCCUGCCCACAGUCCGCGACCUGCCUUGUCUUCAACCACGCCGCCACGUGCAUGUGCCCCCCUGGUCAUACGGGAAUCCCCCUGCAGGGCUGCUCCCCCCUCCCCCUCUGCGGCUUCAACUCCGAGUGCCCUCUUGACAAGGCCUGCAUUGAGCGGGUGUGCACUGACCCUUGUGAGACCGCCCCGUGCCCACAGGGGUCUGUGUGCACCGUGGAGACUCACAGACCAGUGUGCCUGUGUCCCCCCGGGUUCACAGGAGACCCCAGAGUGGGAUGCAGCCGCAGCGGCUGCGAGGGAGACUCUGAUUGUCCCGCUGGGAGGGUAUGCCGUGGCGGGCGGUGCGUGGACCCUUGCACGGACUGCGGGCAGGGGGCGCUGUGCCAGCUGUCCGGCUCCACGGCUCUCUGCCUCUGCCCCGAGGGCUUCACAGGAAACCCAAAUGUUGCUUGCAGCCCAAUCCCCGGCUACUGCUCCUCGGACAUCGAGUGCCAGCUUCAGGAGGCGUGUGUGCGGGGGGAGUGCCGCGACCCCUGCACUACAGUGCCUCCGCCGUGUGGCGUGGGGGCUCGCUGCCGCGUCAUAAACCACCGCACCAUCUGCCAGUGCCCAGACGGGUACGAGGGAGACCCCCGCGACCUGUGCUCCCCAGCGAGCACCCCGCAGCCGGGAUGCCAGUACAACGCGGACUGCCCAUCAAACAGGGCUUGCGACCGGCUCUCGCGCAGGUGCAUCGACCCCUGCGACGAGGACACCUGCGCCCCCACGGCCUUCUGCCAAGCCGUCAACCACCAGGCCAGGUGCGAGUGCCCGGCGGGAUACACCGGGAACCCCUACAUCGAGUGUAUUAUCCCCCUUGGGUGCCGCGACAACAGCGUCUGCCCGCCCACGCAGGCCUGCAUUAACAACCAGUGCCAGGACCCGUGCCGCUGCGGUCGCAACGCUGUGUGCGAGGUCACGCAGCAUCGUGCCACAUGCCGAUGCCCACCAGGGUACCAGGGUGACCCCCUCAGGAAUUGCCAAGUGCCCAUCAACCCAUGCGACUCCGACCCGUGCGGCGAGGGCGCCCUCUGCGAGCUAGACAACGGCAACCCCAUCUGCGUGUGUCCGAAAGGCACCACCGGCAACCCGUUCGAGAAGUGCAUUCCUGAAGGCAAGGACUGCGAGCCGAACCCAUGCGGCCCCAACUCGGGCUGUCGCGUGGUCGGCGGCGCCCCCGUCUGCUUCUGCCUGCCGGAGUUCAUUGGCAACCCCCCGAGCGUGCCGUGCAGUCCCCCCUCCAAUCCGUGCGACCCCUCCCCGUGCGGCCCCAACACGGAGUGCAACAUCGUGAACGGCUUCCACCGGUGCACGUGCCGCCCCGGCUACGUGGGCAACCCCAACACUAUCCGGGGCUGCGAGCCGCCCGUUAAUCCCUGCGUUCCGUCCCCGUGCGGCCAGGGCGCCCUCUGCGACCCCAACAGGAAGCCCUUCUGCUACUGCCGCCCCGGCCUCAUCGGCGACCCCUACACUGGCUGCAGAGUGCCGCCCCCCAGCUGCAGUCUCGGCGUGUGUGGCCAGAAUGCCGAGUGCUACGUGCGCGGCGAUAAGCUGCAGUGCCGCUGUCUCGAGGGCUACCGAGGUGACCCGAAGGUGCAGUGCGAGGCGCAGCCCGACAACCCGUGCGAGCCCUCCCCGUGCGGCCCCAACACGCUGUGCUCGGUGUCGCCCGGCAACCGCCCCAUCUGCGCCUGCUCCCCCGGCUUCUUCGGCGACGCACUCUCGUUCGAGGGCUGCAAGCCGGAGUGCACCGUCGACACGGAAUGCAGCGACGACCUGGCGUGCAUCAACACCAGGUGCGUGGACCCGUGCCCGGGCGCCUGCGGCAUCAACUCGCUCUGUGAGGUGAACACCCACCGGCCGGUCUGCUUCUGCCCCGCCGGCUUCAUGGGCAACCCCUACAUCAGGUGCGAGGAGAAGUCGGAGAUCAUCCCGCCCAAGGUGGAUCAGGAACCCUCCAACCCGUGCGUGCCGCCCCCGUGUGGCGUCAACGCCGAGUGCCGCGUGCAGGGCCAGUCGGCGGUGUGCUCAUGCAUUGGCGACUAUAUCGGUGACCCGAAGGACAGAUGCCGGCCGCAGUGCGUUACCAACGCCGACUGUGCCGAUGACAAGGCCUGCAUCGACCAGAAGUGUCGCGACCCGUGCCCGGGGCUCUGCGGAGUCAAUGCCGAAUGCGAGGUCGUCAACCACAACCCCAUCUGCUUCUGCCCCAAGGACCUCACCGGCGACCCCUUCAGGUUCUGCGUGGAGAAACCGCUGCCUCCGCGCCCGCCCCCCUGCCAGCCGAACCCAUGCGGCCCCAACUCCGAGUGCCGCCCGGGUGCGAACGACAAACCCAUCUGUUCGUGCCAGCCAGGCUUCUUCGGCUUUCCGUGCCGCCCCGAGUGCACCAUCAACCCCGACUGCCCGAUGACCCGCGCCUGCAUCAACUACAAGUGUGUGGACCCGUGCCAGGGCUCCUGCGGCAUCAACGCGCAGUGCUCCGUGGUCGCGCACAACCCCGUGUGCAGAUGUCCCGACGGCCUCACCGGAGAUCCGUUCAGCCGCUGCUUCGAGAAAGUGCCUAUAGUCCCUGGCCUGGAGACGACCCCCCUCCCCCCCGCGGCCCCCUGCACCCCCUCGUGUGGUGCCAACGCCGAGUGCCAAGUGGUGGGAGGGAAGGGCACUUGCGCCUGCCUUUCCGGCUUUUACGGCCGCCCAGAGCUCGGCUGCACGCCCGAAUGCAUCACCAACUCCGACUGCGUGCCGACUCGUGCCUGCAUCAACCAGCGCUGCGUGGACCCGUGCGCUGGCUCGUGCGGCGUGCAGGCCGAGUGUCGCGUCCUCAACCACAACCCCAUUUGCUCGUGUCCUCGGGGAUACGUCGGGGAUCCUUUCAGGGCGUGUCAUCCUGCUCCUUCUGAACCUGUGUUACCCCUGGUACCUGUGACUCCGUGCCGCCCCGACCCGUGCGGGGACAACGCACGGUGCACGGCGUCAGGCACGGUGGCGUACUGCACGUGUCUCCCCGGAUUCUUUGGAGAUGCGCGCGUGCAGUGCCGCCCCGAGUGCCUGGUGAGCAGUGACUGCCCGCUUACGCUGUCGUGCAUCAACCAGAAAUGCAGAGACCCGUGCCCUGGCACGUGCGGUAACAACGCCCUCUGCUCCGUCGUCAGCCACAACCCCGUUUGCGUGUGUCCUGAAGGCUACAUGGGUGACCCCUUCACCGAGUGCCGCGUCAGACCGCUGCAACCGGUCCAACCGGAGGCGGUGACCAACCCGUGCCUGCCCGACCCAUGCGGCGCCAACGCCCAGUGCCGCGUGCAGGGCACAGUGGCCGUGUGCGAGUGCCGUCCGGGCACCUUCGGCAACCCCAACCAGCCGUCGGGAUGUCGCUACGAGUGCGUCGCCAAUGCCGACUGCCCGAUGGACAGAGCGUGCAUCAACCGGCGCUGCGUGGACCCGUGCGCGGGCACGUGCGGCCUCGAGGCGUUGUGCGACGUGGUGGCUCAUAACCCCAUCUGCAGGUGUCCCGCCGGCUACACCGGCGACCCUAUCUAUCGGUGCACCCUGAUCGACUUGGUAGUGACGCCGGAGGCCGAGACGCCGUCCAGCCCGCCGCAGGACCCGUGCGCCGGCUCGCCCUGCGGCUCUGCGGCGGUGUGCUCCAGCGACCGCGACCGCUUCUCCUGCUCCUGCCAGCCCGGCUACUUCGGUAACCCGUACGAAGGCUGCCGCCCCGAGUGCACCGUCAACUCCGACUGCCCUCCGAGCCGUGCAUGCAUCAACAACAAGUGCGUGGACCCGUGUCCGGGUUCGUGCGGCCUCAACGCCGACUGCCGAGUGCUCAGCCACCAGCCCAGCUGCUACUGCCCGCCGGGCUACACGGGCAACCCGUACUCGCGCUGCUUCAUCGACCGACCCGAUCCAGAGCCCAAGCCGUUACCGGAAGACCCCUGUCAACCCAGCCCGUGCGGACCGAAUGCUGAGUGCAGGGUCGUAGCUGGCAGGGCGCAGUGUUCCUGUCUCUCCGGCUUCCUCGGUUUCCCUCCGACCUGCCGCCCCGAGUGCGUGCUCAACUCCGACUGCCCUCUGGCUCUGGCCUGCAACAGACAGAAGUGCCGCGACCCGUGUGUGGGCGUGUGCGGAGUCAACGCAGAGUGUGAGGUCGUCAACCACAACCCCAUCUGCUUCUGCCCCAAGGACAUCACCGGCGAUCCCUUCGUCAGAUGCGUCAAACCUACGCCGACGCCCGAGCCGCCACGAAACCCGUGUUCAGGCGACCCGUGCGGCCCGAACGCCGCCUGUCGUGAGAUCAAUCUGAAGCGGGUGUGCACCUGCUUGCCCGGCUUCGUGGGCAACCCGCCCGCGUGCCGCCCAGAGUGCGUGGUGCACCCCGAGUGCCCCCCGCUACUCGCCUGCCUCAAGAACCGCUGCGUGGACCCCUGCAAGGGCACGUGCGGCAUCAACGCCGAGUGCCGCGUCAUCAACCACAACCCGAUUUGCAGCUGCCUCGGCGGCUUCACGGGCGAUCCUUUCGUCAGGUGCACGCCCUCACCGAUCUCCCAGCCGACGCCUCCGCCCGUGAUAGGUCCUCCCAUCACGGCCACCACACCGACCCCCGCUACGACUAAGCCGCCAAUCGCCGGCACGCCCCCGUCCAUCCAGGACUCGGCGAUUACCCCGACGGCGGUGACCCCUGUGGGCACGCUGCCGCCCAUCGUGGAGUUCCCCGAGGCUCCCGCGCCGCCUCAGAACCCCUGCGUGCCCGACCCCUGCGGCUCCAAUAGCUUCUGCCGCCAGAACGGUGACCGCCACGUCUGCGAGUGUCGGGAGGGCUACUUCGGCAACCCCGAGAUCGGCUGUGGACCCGAGUGCGUGCUCAGCACCGACUGCGACAGCGGAUUCACGUGCGUCCGCCAGAAGUGCGUCGACCCCUGCCCGACAGCAUGCGGCCGCGGGGCUCAGUGCACCGUCGUCAACCACAGGGCCGUGUGUUCCUGCCCAGCGGGUCUUCAGGGCGACCCUUACACGCAGUGCAUAGUCAGUCCCAUCGCCGGAACCACACCGUCCCCCACCCCGAUGCAGCCCACUGCCAAGACCCCGUGCGAGCCCAACCCGUGCGGCCAGAACGCCGAGUGCCAGCCCGUGGGCCUCGACGAGCGCUGCAACUGCCUCCCGGGCUUCUUCGGCAACCCUUACGAGUACUGCCGCCCAGAGUGCACGUCCGACCCUGAGUGCCCCUCCUACCUGGCGUGCGUGAACCAGAAGUGCAUCGACCCGUGCCCCGGCACCUGUGGAAUCAAUGCCGAAUGUCAGGUAGUCAUCCACGCCCCCAUGUGCUACUGCGAGCCGGGUUAUGUUGGUGACCCCUACCAGUCAUGUCGCCCUGAGCCAAUCACGACGCCCGGCCCCGUGGACCCGUGCAACCCCAGCCCGUGCGGCCCCAACUCGGAGUGCCGCACCGUCGGGGACCGGCCCGUGUGUGAGUGUCUGCCUGGAUAUUUCGGCAACCCACCUGAUUGUCGACCCGAGUGUAUAGUCAAUUCUGAUUGCCCCGUCAUAAUGGCAUGCGUCAACAAGAAGUGUCGUGACCCGUGCGCGGGCGCGUGCGGGACGGAGGCCUUGUGUGAGGUGGUCAACCACAACCCCGUGUGCUACUGCCGCCAGGGCAUGACGGGCGACCCCUUCAUCCGCUGCUUCACGCGACCCAUCGAGCCAACCAGUCCUAAGCCCCACGAGCCAUCAGACCCGUGCGCUUCCACCAAGUGUGGGUUGAACGCCGAAUGCUCCUUCGCGGGAGGUCUGGCGGUGUGCAAAUGCAAGGGUGAUUUGAUAGGCAACCCGUACCAGGCGUGCCGCCAUCAGUGCACGGUCAAUUCGGACUGCCUUUCCAACAAGGCAUGUUCUCGCAAUAAGUGCGUUGACCCAUGGGCGUGCGGCAUCAACGCCGACUGCCACGUGUCGCGGCACCGCCCUGUGUGCACGUGUCCUCACGACCUCACGGGCGACCCCUUCUCUCGCUGUGUCCUCGUGACUCCGACCACCCCUGUCCCCGACGACCCCUGUUCGCCCCCUCCGUGUGGCCUCAAUGCCGAGUGCAAGCGCAGGGGCACCGCGUCCUACGACUGCAACUGCAUCCGGGACUACUUCGGCGACCCCUACACGGAGUGCCGGCCCGAGUGCGUGGUCAACACCGACUGCUCGAGUGACAUGGCGUGUCGUAACCUCAGGUGCAUCGACCCGUGUCCUGGCACCUGUGGCAUCAACGCCCAGUGCAACACGGUCAACCACAAGCCCGUGUGCGCGUGUCUGCCCGGCUUUGAAGGCAAUGCCUAUGAGAGGUGCCAAGUCAAGGCAGUUACGCCCUCAUCACCGACUGCCGACCCCUGUUCACCCAACCCAUGCGGCUCGUACUCGUCUUGCCGCGUGGUGAGGAAUCGGCCCGUGUGCGAGUGUCUGCCAGGUUACUAUGGCGCUCCUCCUAACUGCCAUCCCGAGUGCACUACCAACCCCGACUGCCCCAAGUACUUAGCUUGUGUCAAUGAGGACUGCGUGGACCCGUGUGUUGGUACCUGCGGCGUUUCUGCGGACUGCCAGGUGGUUAAUCAUAACCCCACCUGUACAUGUCCCAGAGGCUACGAGGGGGAUCCAUACAUUCAGUGUCGUCUGGUUGAGUUAACUUCGAAGUCUCCUGUCCCAGACACCCCUACAACUAUCCCUACGCCCACCGUUCCGACCAUUGCUACACCAGCACGCCCGUGUGCCUCUGAGCCUUGUGGUCGGAACGCUUUAUGUAAACCUUUGGGCGUAUACUUCGAGUGUACGUGCCCGACAGGCAUGUUUGGCAACCCAUACGUGGAGUGCCGACAUGAAUGCGUUGUAGACUCUGACUGUGCUAGAAACAGGGCUUGUGAACGGAAUAACUGUAUUGACCCAUGCGUGGGUGUGUGUGGAGAAAGGACAGAGUGCCAUGUGAUCAUGCACAGGCCUGUGUGUACAUGUAUACCCGGGUUAACGGGUGAUGCGUACACAGCAUGUAACCCUGUGAAAGUGACAACUGUGCUCCCACCAAUACUGCCAAAGGAACUGUGCCAGCAAACCACCUGUGGCCCCCUGGCUGAGUGCGAUGAUAAGGAUGGAAAGCCAGUGUGCCAGUGCUUUGAAGGUUUUGUGGGUGACCCAUAUGUAGCAUGUCGCCCUCCCUGCACUGCAGAUUCGCAUUGUGCUUCUGGCCUUGCAUGUGUCAAUGACAAGUGCAUUGACCCAUGCCCAGGUACAUGUGGCAUUAAUGCUGAGUGUAUAGUGCCAAAUCAUGUCCCUAUUUGCACCUGCCCACCUGGUUACACAGGCAGUGCAUAUCAGCGUUGCUUCCCAAAACCGGAUACAUCCUCGGAGUCUGGUGAGGACCUGUGUGAAGUGUGUGGGUCCAAUGCAGAGUGUCGUGAAGUGGAUGGCCGUCCAGUGUGCACUUGCCUACCUGGAUUUCUUGGUGCACCACCAAACUGCCACCCAGAGUGCAUCGUCAAUCGUGACUGUUCCACAGUACAUGCAUGCAAUAAACAAAAGUGUAUUGACCCAUGCAUUGGAGCCUGUGGCACGAAUGCAGAUUGUCGUGUCAUCAAUCAUUCUCCUGUGUGUACCUGCCUUCCAGGUUACACUGGUGAACCAUUCGUCAGGUGCAAUCGUAUCCCUGUUGCCCAACCAACUCCUCCACCUCCUGUUACGGAACGUCCUGAUCCAUGCCGUGAGGGAACUUGUGGUCCCAACGCCAACUGCCGUGUGCAGGGAACUCGUGGCAUCUGCACCUGCAUUGAAGGCUACUUUGGUAACCCGUAUGUACAAUGUCGCCCUGAGUGUGUCAUCAACUCUCAGUGUCCUCAGUACUUGGCUUGCAACAACCAGCGGUGUGUUGAUCCUUGUCCAGGUACCUGUGGUAUUGAUGCCAUCUGUGAGGUCGUCAACCACAAUCCCUUGUGCUCAUGCCCUCGCAGCAUGACAGGCGAUCCCUUCGUUCGCUGUGAACCGAUCCGUGCUCCUCCUGAUCCAUGCAUCCCUACUCCAUGUGGCCCAUACACCAAAUGUCAAGUUGUGAAAGACAGAGCAGUGUGUUCUUGUCUUCCCGGCUACUUUGGAAACCCAGACUUUGGAUGCAAGACAGAGUGUACCAUCAACUCUGAUUGCCCUCUGAGUAGUGCAUGCAUUAACAGGAAAUGUGUUGACCCAUGCAUUGGUGUGUGUGGUAAUCAGGCUGAGUGUAUUGUGGUCAGCCACAACCCAUUGUGUAGCUGCCCUGAUGGUUUCAUUGGUGAUCCUCUUGUUUCCUGUAAACCAAAGGCUGUUGUUCCAGUUGAUCCAUGUAACCCCAACCCCUGUGGAAUCAAUGCUAAUUGUGAAGUCAAGAACAACCGAGCAUUCUGUACUUGCUUCCCUGGAUACUUUGGUAACCCAGAUGUGGAGUGCAGACCUGAGUGCAUCAUCAAUUCUGACUGCCCCCGAUACCUGGCAUGUGCUAAUCAGAAAUGUAUUGAUCCAUGCCCAGGCUCCUGUGGCAUCAAUGCACUCUGUGAUGUUAUCAACCAUAAUGCCAUGUGCAGCUGUCCACGUGGUUACAACGGCGACCCAUAUGUCGAGUGCAGAGUUGCACCACCACCGCCCGUCAAGUGCUCCCCGAAUGCAUGUGGCUUUAACACUGAAUGUAGAGUUACUAAUGGUUUUCCUAUAUGCUAUUGCCUCCCCAGCUACACGGGCGACCCUUACAAAGGGUGCUCACCCACUACCACAACUCCUCCCCCCCCGCUAGUAGCUAUCCCAGGCCCCUCAACCCCCAUGCCUUUCCAUCCCCCUACUACUCCAUCCUCUCCCCCCCGUCCACCCAUUGAGUGCGAGGCUAACUCACAUUGCUCACCCUCAAGAACGUGUAUCAACCAGCGCUGCGUCGAUCCCUGCACUGCCAGCCUCCCUUGUGCUGUGGGGGCAGAGUGUACUGUCAUCCGCCAUCGCCCUGUGUGCAGAUGUCCAUCAGGCUUCCAGGGAAAUCCACAGAUUACCUGCACUCCCAUCCCGACUACCCCCAAACCAGACUGUCUUGCUGACCGUGACUGCCCACUGGACAAAGCAUGCGCAGGGAGGCAAUGCGUUGACCCUUGUCGAUUAGCUAACCCAUGUUCACACUUGGCCGAGUGUACUGUUGUUGGGCAUAUGCCAGACUGUACAUGUAUCUUAGGUUAUGUUGGUAAUGGUUAUUAUUGUGAACUCUCUACUACAACAUCAACAACACCUGGACCCAUUGCUCACUUCCCCUCUCACACAACCGUCCGCCCGGAAGUUGCUACCCAUCCUCCAAGCCAUGAAGUGGAAUAUGAGUGCACCAGAGAUUUUGAGUGCGAUGAUGAUGAAAUGUGCCAUAAUAGAGAAUGUGAACCUGUCUGUAUAGUGUCUAAUCCGUGCACAGGUGACAACACUGCAUGUCGUGGAAUCAAUCAUCGGCCUGUGUGCCAGUGUCUUCCUGGAUUUAUUGGUAACCCAUUCAUUGAAUGCAAGAGACCUUUGCCACCAACACCAUCACCAGAAUGUCUUUCUGACCGAGAAUGCCCAGAUAAUAAGGCUUGUGCUCAAAGAGAAUGUAUAAAUCCGUGUAUCUUAUCAAAUCCAUGUUCGCUAUAUGCAGAAUGUACAACACGGGAACACUUCCCAGUUUGUACAUGUAUUUUAGGUUUUACGGGGAAUGGGUAUUUCUGUGACAGGCUUCCACCAAUAGUGGAAAUACAAACACUCCCUACAAGUGUUACAAGACCACCUAUUGCGGUGACAACUAACACUCAUAGUCCCAUAGCUGAGUAUCCUACUACAGAGCGUUCUACACCAAAAACUCCCAUCCCAAGGCCACCAUUCCUGCCACCCCUUCCGCCCAUUAGUGUAGGAUGCCAAAGCAAUGAUGACUGCCCAUACAGUAACUCUUGUAUAAACAAACUGUGUGUCGAUGUGUGCCAUCAAGGUUACUGUGGCAAGAAUGCAGACUGCUCCAUCAAGUUUGACAUCCCUAUGUGUUCUUGUCCACCUGGAACAUCUGGUGAUCCUUUUAUCGGAUGUAAGGCAAUAGCCACAGAAGCUCCUCCAACCACACUAGCUCCUCUUGCAGGUACACAUAGUCCUCUGCAAGAAAUUCCUUUGAAUCCUGUCUUUGGCCCUACAUCACCUACACUACCCCCUCUUGCUGCAGCAUCUACCACGAGAAUCCCUGAUACUUUCUUACAGUCUACCACCAUUCAUUCAUUACCACCACCGAUAACCAUUGGCUGUGAAAGUAAUGAUGAAUGUCCAUAUGAUAACACUUGUAUCAAUAAGCUGUGUGGUGAUGUUUGCAGUCCAUCCUUAUGUGGCGAGGAUGCAGAAUGCUAUACCCUGUCCAACAGACCAUCGUGCUUCUGCCCUCCUGGAACAACAGGUAAUCCUACCAUCAAGUGUACGGCUACAAUGACUGAGCGGCCCAGUACUCUUCAUCCACCUGUUGCUGAGACAUUUCCAACACCACCACAGGAAUCAAUCCAGCCCAUUCCAGGCCCCUCACACACACCGCAUCCACCGAUAGCUGAAGUUGGAACUCGAAGACCAUUAACUCCAUUUGAUGAACCGGAGAAACUCCUUCCUCCUAUAAUACCACCUAUUGCAAUUGCUUGUGAGAAUAAUGAUGACUGCACAAUUGAUAACACCUGUUACAAUAAGUUGUGUUAUGAUGUUUGUGCUCUAGGAAUAUGUGGUGAAGAUUCAACCUGUACAAUCACUGUACAUCGUCCAGUAUGUACAUGUCCACCUGGAACAACAGGAAAUCCCACUGACAGGUGUAUUGCACUACUAACAGAACAACCAUCAACUUUCAGUCCAAUAGCAGAAACAAAUGCUCCCAUUGUAGAUAAUCCAAUAAUUCCAAGUCCCAUUCAUACCACUUCUAGAAUACCACUUGUUGACAUUACUACUAAAAGACCCACACCAACUACGCUACCUCCUCCAAAGCCACCUACCCCAAGUCCAAUAGUUGUUGGUUGUGAAAGCACAGAUGCAUGUCCAUCAGAUAAUUCUUGCAUCAAUAAGCUUUGCCUCGAUGUCUGUUUCCCAGGAUUUUGUGGUGAAAAUGCAGAAUGUCAGACAGUUCAACACCGACCAAAAUGUAAAUGCCCUCCAGGAACAUCGGGCAAUCCAACAAUUAAGUGCUCUGCAAUAGCAGUUGAUGUUUUACCUCUCCCUAUGGCUGAACCUAAGCCUGCUCCACCUUAUGAACAAGUAAUCCCAAUUGCUGGUCCCUCAACCACAGGUUUGCCACCACUAACAGAACAUGUAACCCGUCCACUCCCAGAUAUAACAGUGGCACAACCCAUACCACCACCAGUCAUACCAUCUAUAAUAAUUGCCUGUGAAAAUAAUGAUGAUUGUGAAAUGAGCAAUUCAUGCAUCAAUAUGCUGUGUUAUGAUGCAUGCAGUCUCAAUUCAUGUGGUGAAGAAGCUGACUGUAAAACAAUUAAUCACCGUCCAGUUUGUAUCUGUCCACCAGGAACUACUGGCGAUCCACAGUUUGGAUGCAAAGCUACAACAACUGAACGAGUAACAACUCUCUCUCCAGUGACUGAUAGACCACCUCAACCUAAUGAUGUUCCUAUUCAACCUCUUGCUGGUCCAUCAUCUGAACUUCCCAUACCAGUGACAGAACAGCCAACCACAAGGCCACCAGCACCACCUUUGACAACGCACAGACCUGUGCCAACACCUCCCAUGAUUCCCAUUGGUUGUGAGAGCACUGAUGAUUGUCCAUUUGAUAAUUCAUGUGUCAACCGUCUCUGUAUGGACAUUUGUCACCCAGGAUUAUGUGGAGAAAAUGCUGAUUGUCAAACAGUGGGACAUAAACCUUCUUGUCUGUGUCCUCCUGGCACUACUGGUAAUCCAACAGAACAUUGUGUGGCAUUAGUAACAGAGAGGCCAACAACAGUUAUCCCCCUUACUGAGAGACCAGUUCCUCCAGCUGAUGCUAACAUUAUUCCUGGAAUAGGACCAUCCAGUACUCCUCUUCCACCACUAGCAGAAACAUCAAUCAGGCCCACUGAACCACCAUUACCUUCAACAACUCCAUCUCCAAUUGUACCACCAAUUGUUAUAGCCUGUGAAAAUAAUGAUGACUGUACUACAGACAACUCCUGCAUCAAUAAUUUAUGCUAUGAUGUGUGCAGUUUAGGUAUUUGUGGAGAUGAUGCUGACUGCAGAAUACGUGAUCAUCGUCCAGUGUGUAGUUGUCCUCCAGGAACCACAGGAGAUCCUACACGUGGAUGCUAUGCAGAGCUCACUGAAAGGCCUCCAUCUCCUCCAUCUCCAAUACCAGAGAUUCGACCACCUGGAGAUGAAGCUACAAUAAGACCCAUUGCAGAAUCAGCAAGCCCUGGUCUUCCUCCUGUGGCAGAACAGACAACACUAAGGCCUACACUACCUCCAAUAACAACACCACCUCCACCACCCACACCAGGUCCCAUACCUGUUGGAUGUGAAACAACAGAUGAUUGUCCAUCUGAUAAUUCUUGUGUGAAUAGACUGUGUCUUGAUGUCUGUUAUCCUGGAAUAUGUGGGAAUAAUGCAGAAUGUCAAACACAUGGUCAUCGUCCCUUAUGUACUUGUCCACCAGGAACAACUGGCAAUCCUACCAUCAAAUGUUCGGCAAUGGUUGUUGAUAUACCUUCAACCCCAUAUCCUCCUAUUGCUGGUGAGCAACCAAUUCAGCCAGAUUCUCCUAUUAGACCUAUCUCAGGUUCAUCAACCACUGGACAGCCACCUCUAGCAGAAGAAACAAUACGUUCUACACCAAAACCAUUCGUAGCCAGACCUACUCCACAACCUAUUAUCCCUACUAUUUCUAUUGCAUGUGAAAACAAUGAUGAUUGUGACAUAGGUGACUCGUGUAUCAACAUGCUUUGUUAUGACGCAUGUAGCCUUAACUUCUGUGGAGAAGAUGCUGACUGUAAAACUAUUGACCAUCGUCCAGUUUGUAUCUGCCCACCAGGAACCAGUGGAAAUCCUCAGGUUGGUUGCAAAGCUACAGUGACUGAAAGAGUAACAACUGUUCCUCCAGUGACUGAUAGGCCACCUCAACCUAAUGAUGUUCCUAUUCAACCUCUUGCUGGUCCAUCAUCUGAACUUCCCAUACCAGUGACAGAACAGCCAACCACAAGGCCACCAGAAAUUCCUUUGGCAACACACAGACCUGUGCCAACACCUCCCAUGAUUCCCAUUGGUUGUGAGAGCACUGAUGAUUGUCCAUUUGAUAAUUCAUGUGUCAACCGUCUCUGUAUGGACAUUUGUCACCCAGGAUUAUGUGGAGAAAAUGCUGAUUGUAAGACAGUGGGACAUAAACCUUCUUGUCUGUGUCCUCCUGGCACUACUGGUAAUCCAACAGAACAUUGUGUGGCAUUAGUAACAGAGAGGCCAACAACAGUUAUCCCCCUUACUGAGAGACCAGUUCCUCCAGCUGAUGCUAACAUUAUUCCUGGAAUAGGACCAUCCAGUACUCCUCUUCCACCACUAGCAGAAACAUCAAUCAGGCCCACUGAACCACCAUUACCUUCAACAACUCCAUCUCCAAUUGUACCACCAAUUGUUAUAGCCUGCGAAAAUAAUGAUGACUGUACUACAGACAACUCCUGCAUCAAUAAUUUAUGCUAUGAUGUGUGCAGUUUAGGUAUUUGUGGAGAUGAUGCUGACUGCAGAAUACGUGAUCAUCGUCCAGUGUGUAGUUGUCCUCCAGGAACCACAGGAGAUCCUACACGUGGAUGCUAUGCAGAGCUCACUGAAAGGCCUCCAUCUCCUCCAUCUCCAAUACCAGAGAUUCGACCACCUGGAGAUGAAGCUACAAUAAGACCCAUUGCAGAAUCAGCAAGCCCUGGUCUUCCUCCUGUGGCAGAACAGACAACACUAAGGCCUACACUACCUCCAAUAACAACACCACCUCCACCACCCACACCAGGUCCCAUACCUGUUGGAUGUGAAACAACAGAUGAUUGUCCAUCUGAUAAUUCUUGUGUGAAUAGACUGUGUCUUGAUGUCUGUUAUCCUGGAAUAUGUGGGAAUAAUGCAGAAUGUCAAACACAUGGUCAUCGUCCCUUAUGUACUUGUCCACCAGGAACAACUGGCAAUCCUACCAUCAAAUGUUCGGCAAUGGUUGUUGAUAUACCUUCAACCCCAUAUCCUCCUAUUGCUGGUGAGCAACCAAUUCAGCCAGAUUCUCCUAUUAGACCUAUCUCAGGUUCAUCAACCACUGGACAGCCACCUCUAGCAGAAGAAACAAUACGUUCUACACCAAAACCAUUCGUAGCCAGACCUACUCCACAACCUAUUAUCCCUACUAUUUCUAUUGCAUGUGAAAACAAUGAUGAUUGUGACAUAGGUGACUCGUGUAUCAACAUGCUUUGUUAUGACGCAUGUAGCCUUAACUUCUGUGGAGAAGAUGCUGACUGUAAAACUAUUGACCAUCGUCCAGUGUGUAGUUGUCCUCCAGGAACCACAGGAGAUCCUACACGUGGAUGCUAUGCAGAGCUCACUGAAAGGCCUCCAUCUCCUCCAUCUCCAAUACCAGAGAUUCGACCACCUGGAGAUGAAGCUACAAUAAGACCCAUUGCAGAAUCAGCAAGCCCUGGUCUUCCUCCUGUGGCAGAACAGACAACACUAAGGCCUACACUACCUCCAAUAACAACACCACCUCCACCACCCACACCAGGUCCCAUACCUGUUGGAUGUGAAACAACAGAUGAUUGUCCAUCUGAUAAUUCUUGUGUGAAUAGACUGUGUCUUGAUGUCUGUUAUCCUGGAAUAUGUGGGAAUAAUGCAGAAUGUCAAACACAUGGUCAUCGUCCCUUAUGUACUUGUCCACCAGGAACAACUGGCAAUCCUACCAUCAAAUGUUCGGCAAUGGUUGUUGAUAUACCUUCAACCCCACAUCCUCCUAUUGCUGGUGAGCAACCAAUUCAGCCAGAUUCUCCUAUUAGACCUAUCUCAGGUUCAUCAACCACUGGACAGCCACCUCUGGCAGAAGAAACAAUACGUUCUACACCAAAGCCAUUUGUAGCCAGACCUACUCCACAACCUAUUAUCCCUCCCAUUUCCAUUGCUUGUGAAAAUAAUGAUGAUUGUGACAUAGGUGACUCAUGUAUCAACAUGCUUUGUUAUGAUGCAUGUAGCCUUAACUUCUGUGGAGAAGAUGCUGACUGUAAAACUAUUGACCAUCGUCCAGUUUGUAUCUGUCCACCAGGAACCAGUGGAAAUCCUCAGGUUGGUUGCAAAGCUACAGUGACUGAAAGAGUAACAACUGUUCCUCCAGUGACUGAUAGACCACCUCAACCUAAUGAUGUUCCUAUUCAACCUCUUGCUGGUCCAUCAUCUGAACUUCCCAUACCAGUGACAGAACAGCCAACCACAAGGCCACCAGAAACUCCUUUGACAACGCACAGACCUGUGCCAACACCUCCCAUGAUUCCCAUUGGUUGUGAGAGCACUGAUGAUUGUCCAUUUGAUAAUUCAUGUGUCAACCGUCUCUGUAUGGAUGUUUGUCACCCAGGAUUAUGUGGAGAAAAUGCUGACUGCCAGACAGUGGGACAUAAACCCUCUUGUCUGUGUCCUCCUGGCACUACUGGUAAUCCAACAGAACAUUGUGUGGCAUUAGUAACAGAGAGGCCAACAACAGUUAUCCCCCUUACUGAGAGACCAGUUCCUCCAGCUGAUGCUAACAUUAUUCCUGGAAUAGGACCAUCCAGUACUCCUCUUCCACCACUAGCAGAAACAUCAAUCAGGCCCACUGAACCACCAUUACCUUCAACAACUCCAUCUCCAAUUGUACCACCAAUUGUUAUAGCCUGUGAAAAUAAUGAUGACUGUACUACAGACAACUCCUGCAUCAAUAAUUUAUGCUAUGAUGUGUGCAGUUUAGGUAUUUGUGGAGAUGAUGCUGACUGCAGAAUACGUGAUCAUCGUCCAGUGUGUAGUUGUCCUCCAGGAACCACAGGAGAUCCUACACGUGGAUGCUAUGCAGAGCUCACUGAAAGGCCUCCAUCUCCUCCAUCUCCAAUACCAGAGAUUCGACCACCUGGAGAUGAAGCUACAAUAAGACCCAUUGCAGAACCAUCAAGCCCUGGUCUUCCUCCUGUGGCAGAACAGACAACACUAAGGCCUACACUACCUCCAAUAACAACACCACCUCCACCACCCACACCAGGUCCCAUACCUAAUGUCAAACGACAUGGACAUCGUCCCUUAUGUACUUGUCCACCAGGAACAACUGGCAAUCCUACCAUCAAAUGUUCGGCAAUGGUUGUUGAUAUACCUUCAACCCCACAUCCUCCUAUUGCUGGUGAGCAACCAAUUCAGCCAGAUUCUCCUAUUAGUCCUAUCUCAGGUUCAUCAACCACUGGACAGCCACCUCUGGCAGAAGAAACAAUACGGUCCUACACCAAAGCCAUUCGUAGCCAGACCUACUCCACAACCUAUUAUCCCUCCUAUUUCUAUUGCUUGAUGUUCCUAUUCAAACCUCUUGCGGGUCCAUCAUCUGAACGUCCCAUACCAGUGACAGAACAGGCCACACCACAAGGCCACCAGAACAUUCCUUUGACAACGCACAGACCUGUUGCCAACACCUCCCAUGAUUCCCUAUUGGAUAUUUUAGGUAUUUGUGGAGAUGAUGCUGACUGCAGAAUACGUGAUCAUCGUCCAGUGUGUAGUUGUCCUCCAGGAACCACAGGAGAUCCUACACGUGGAUGCUAUGCAGAGCUCACUGAAAGGCCUCCAUCUCCUCCAUCUCCAAUACCAGAGAUUCGACCACCUGGAGAUGAAGCUACAAUAAGACCCAUUGCAGAAUCAGCAAGCCCUGGUCUUCCUCAGUGGAAAUCCUCAGUGACAGAACAGCCAACCACAAGGCCACCAGAAACUCCUUUGACAACGCACAGACCUGUGCCAACGCCUCCCAUGAUUCCCAUUGGUUGUGAGAGCACUGAUGAUUGUCCAUUUGAUAAUUCAUGUGUCAACCGUCUCUGUAUGGACGUUUGUCACCCAGGAUUAUGUGGAGAAAAUGCUGAUUGUCAAACAGUGGGACAUAAACCUUCUUGUCUGUGUCCUCCUGGCACUACUGGUAAUCCAACAGAACAUUGUGUGGCAUUAGUAACAGAGAGGCCAACAACAGUUAUCCCCCUUACUGAGAGACCAGUUCCUCCAGCUGAUGCUAACAUUAUUCCUGGAAUAGGACCAUCCAGUACUCCUCUUCCACCACUAGCAGAAACAUCAAUCAGGCCCACUGAACCACCAUUACCUUCAACAACUCCAUCUCCAAUUGUACCACCAAUUGUUAUAGCCUGUGAAAAUAAUGAUGACUGUACUACAGACAACUCCUGCAUCAAUAAUUUAUGCUAUGAUGUGUGCAGUUUAGGUAUUUGUGGAGAUGAUGCUGACUGCAGAAUACGUGAUCAUCGUCCAGUGUGUAGUUGUCCUCCAGGAACCACAGGAGAUCCUACACGUGGAUGCUAUGCAGAGCUCACUGAAAGGCCUCCAUCUCCUCCAUCUCCAAUACCAGAGAUUCGACCACCUGGAGAUGAAGCUACAAUAAGACCCAUUGCAGAAUCAGCAAGCCCUGGUCUUCCUCCUGUGGCAGAACAGACAACACUAAGGCCUACACUACCUCCAAUAACAACACCACCUCCACCACCCACACCAGGUCCCAUACCUGUUGGAUGUGAAACAACAGAUGAUUGUCCAUCUGAUAAUUCUUGUGUGAAUAGACUGUGUCUUGAUGUCUGUUAUCCUGGAAUAUGUGGGAGUAAUGCAGAAUGUCAAACGCAUGGACAUCGUCCCUUAUGUACUUGUCCACCAGGAACAACUGGCAAUCCUACCAUCAAAUGUUCGGCAAUGGUUGUUGAUAUACCUUCAACCCCAUAUCCUCCAAUUGCUGGUGAGCAACCAAUUCAGCCAGAUUCUCCUAUCAGUCCUAUCUCAGGUUCAUCAACCACUGGACAACCACCUCUGGCAGAAGAAACAACGCGUCCUACAUCAAAACCAUUCGUAAUCAGACCUACUCCACAACCUAUUAUCCCUCCUAUUUCUAUUGCUUGUGAGAAUAAUGAUGACUGUGACAUAGGUGACUCGUGUAUCAACAUGCUUUGUUAUGAUGCAUGUAGCCUUAACUUCUGUGGAGAAGAUGCUGACUGUAAAACUAUUGACCAUCGUCCAGUUUGUAUCUGUCCACCAGGAACCAGUGGAAAUCCUCAGGUUGGUUGCAAAGCUACAGUGACUGAAAGAGUAACAACUGUUCCUCCAGUGACUGAUAGACCACCUCAACCUAAUGAUGUUCCUAUUCAACCUCUUGCUGGUCCAUCAUCUGAACUUCCCAUACCAGUGACAGAACAGCCAACCACAAGGCCACCAGAAAUUCCUUUGACAACGCACAGACCUGUGCCAACACCUCCCAUGAUUCCCAUUGGUUGUGAGAGCACUGAUGAUUGUCCAUUUGAUAAUUCAUGUGUCAACCGUCUCUGUAUGGACGUUUGUCACCCAGGAUUAUGUGGAGAAAAUGCUGAUUGUCAAACAGUGGGACAUAAACCUUCUUGUAUAUGUCCACCUGGCACUACUGGUAAUCCAACAGAACAUUGUGUGGCAUUAGUAACAGAGAGGCCAACAACAGUUAUCCCCCUUACUGAGAGACCAGUUCCUCCAGCUGAUGCUAACAUUAUUCCUGGAAUAGGACCAUCCAGUACUCCUCUUCCACCACUAGCAGAAACAUCAAUCAGGCCCACUGAACCACCAUUACCUUCAACAACUCCAUCUCCAAUUGUACCACCAAUUGUUAUAGCCUGUGAAAAUAAUGAUGACUGUGACAUAGGUGACUCUGUAUCAACAUGCUUUGUUAUGAGGCAUGUAGCCUUAACUUCUGUGGAGAAGAUGCUGACUGUAAAACUAUUGACCAUCGUCCAGUUUGUAUCUGUCCACCAUGAACCAGUGGAAAUCCUCAGGCCACCAGCACCACCUUUGACAACGCACAGACCUGUGCCAACACCUCCCAUGAUUCCCAUUGGUUGUGAGAGCACUGAUGAUUGUCCAUUUGAUAAUUCAUGUGUCAACCGUCUCUGUAUGGACUUUUGUCACCCAGGAUUAUGUGGAGAAAAUGCUGACUGUCAAACAGUGGGACAUAAACCUUCUUGUCUGUGUCCUCCUGGCACUACUGGUAAUCCAACAGAACAUUGUGUGGCAUUAGUAACAGAGAGGCCAACAACAGUUAUCCCCCUUACUGAGAGACCAGUUCCUCCAGCUGAUGCUAACAUUAUUCCUGGAAUAGGACCAUCCAGUACUCCUCUUCCACCACUAGCAGAAACAUCAAUCAGGCCCACUGAACCACCAUUACCUUCAACAACUCCAUCUCCAAUUGUACCACCAAUUGUUAUAGCCUGUGAAAAUAAUGAUGACUGUGACAUAGGAACCAGUGGAAAUCCUCAGGUUGGUUGCAAAGCUACAGUGACUGAAAGAGUAACAACUGUUCCUCCAGUGACUGAUAGACCACCUCAACCUAAUGAUGUUCCUAUUCAACCUCUUGCUGGUCCAUCAUCUGAACUUCCCAUACCAGUGACAGAACAGCCAACCACAAGGCCACCAGAAAUUCCUUUGACAACGCACAGACCUGUGCCAACACCUCCCAUGAUUCCUAUUGGUUGUGAGAGCACUGACGAUUGUCCAUUUGAUAAUUCAUGUGUCAACCGUCUCUGUAUGGACGUUUGUCACCCAGGAUUAUGUGGAGAAAAUGCUGAUUGUCAAACAGUGGGACAUAAACCUUCUUGUAUAUGUCCACCUGGCACUACUGGUAAUCCAACUGAACAUUGUGUGGCAUUAGUAACAGAGAGGCCAACAACAGUUAUCCCCCUUACUGAGAGACCAGUUCCUCCAGCUGAUGCUAACAUUAUUCCUGGAAUAGGACCAUCCAGUACUCCUCUUCCACCACUAGCAGAAACAUCAAUCAGGCCCACUGAACCACCAUUACCUUCAACAACUCCAUCUCCAAUUGUACCACCAAUUGUUAUAGCCUAUGCUGACUGUAAAACUAUUGACCAUCGUCCAGUUUGUAUCUGUCCACCAGGAACCAGUGGAAAUCCUCAGGUUGGUUGCAAAGCUACAGUGACUGAAAGAGUAACAACUGUUCCUCCAGUGACUGAUAGACCACCUCAACCUAAUGAUGUUCCUAUUCAACCUCUUCCUGGUCCAUCAUCUGAACUUCCCAUACCAGUGACAGAACAGCCAACCACAAGGCCACCAGAAACUCCUUUGACAACGCACAGACCUGUGCCAACGCCUCCCAUGAUUCCCAUUGGUUGUGAGAGCACUGAUGAUUGUCCAUUUGAUAAUUCAUGUGUCAACCGUCUCUUAACAGAGAGGCCAACAACAGUUAUCCCCCUUACUGAGAGACCAGUUCCUCCAGCUGAUGCUAACAUUAUUCCUGGAAUAGGACCAUCCAGUACUCCUCUUCCACCACUAGCAGAAACAUCAAUCAGGCCCACUGAACCACCAUUACCUUCAACAACUCCAUCUCCAAUUGUACCACCAAUUGUUAUAGCCUGUGAAAAUAAUGAUGACUUUUUAGGUAUUUGUGGAGAUGAUGCUGACUGCAGAAUACGUGAUCAUCGUCCAGUGUGUAGUUGUCCUCCAGGAACCACAGGAGAUCCUACACGUGGAUGCUAUGCAGAGCUCACUGAAAGGCCUCCAUCUCCUCCAUCUCCAAUACCAGAGAUUCGACCACCUGGAGAUGAAGCUACAAUAAGACCCAUUGCAGAAUCAGCAAGCCCUGGUCUUCCUCCUGUGGCAGAACAGACAACACUAAGGCCUACACUACCUCCAAUAACAACACCACCUCCACCACCCACACCAGGUCCCAUACCUGUUGGAUGUGAAACAACAGAUGAUUGUCCAUCUGAUAAUUCUUGUGUGAAUAGACUGUGUCUUGAUGUCUGUUAUCCUGGAAUAUGUGGGAGUAAUGCAGAAUGUCAAACGCAUGGACAUCGUCCCUUAUGUACUUGUCCACCAGGAACAACUGGCAAUCCUACCAUCAAAUGUUCGGCAAUGGUUGUUGAUAUACCUUCAACCCCAUAUCCUCCAAUUGCUGGUGAGCAACCAAUUCAGCCAGAUUCUCCUAUCAGUCCUAUCUCAGGUUCAUCAACCACUGGACAACCACCUCUGGCAGAAGAAACAACGCGUCCUACAUCAAAACCAUUCGUAAUCAGACCUACUCCACAACCUAUUAUCCCUCCUAUUUCUAUUGCUUGUGAGAAUAAUGAUGACUGUGACAUAGGUGACUCGUGUAUCAACAUGCUUUGUUAUGAUGCAUGUAGCCUUAACUUCUGUGGAGAAGAUGCUGACUGUAAAACUAUUGACCAUCGUCCAGUUUGUAUCUGUCCACCAGGAACCAGUGGAAAUCCUCAGGUUGGUUGCAAAGCUACAGUGACUGAAAGAGUAACAACUGUUCCUCCAGUGACUGAUAGACCACCUCAACCUAAUGAUGUUCCUAUUCAACCUCUUGCUGGUCCAUCAUCUGAACUUCCCAUACCAGUGACAGAACAGCCAACCACAAGGCCACCAGCACCACCUUUGACAACGCACAGACCUGUGCCAACACCUCCCAUGAUUCCCAUUGGUUGUGAGAGCACUGAUGAUUGUCCAUUUGAUAAUUCAUGUGUCAACCGUCUCUGUAUGGACGUCUGUCACCCAGGAUUAUGUGGAGAAAAUGCUGAUUGUCAAACAGUGGGACAUAAACCUUCUUGUAUAUGUCCACCUGGCACUACUGGUAAUCCAACAGAACAUUGUGUGGCAUUAGUAACAGAGAGGCCAACAACAGUUAUCCCCCUUACUGAGAGACCAGUUCCUCCAGCUGAUGCUAACAUUAUUCCUGGAAUAGGACCAUCCAGUACUCCUCUUCCACCACUAGCAGAAACAUCAAUCAGGCCCACUGAACCACCAUUACCUUCAACAACUCCAUCUCCAAAUUUGUGUAGUUGUCCUCCAGGAACCACAGGAGAUCCUACACGUGGAUGCUAUGCAGAGCUCACUGAAAGGCCUCCAUCUCCUCCAUCUCCAAUUGUACCACCAAUUGUUAUAGCCUGCGAAAAUAAUGAUGACUGUGACAUAGGUGACUCGUGUAUCAACAUGCUUUGUUAUGAUGCAUGUAGCCUUAACUUCUGUGGAGAAGAUGCUGACUGUAAAACUAUUGACCAUCGUCCAGUUUGUAUCUGUCCACCAGGAACCAGUGGAAAUCCUCAGGUUGGUUGCAAAGCUACAGUGACUGAAAGAGUAACAACUGUUCCUCCAGUGACUGAUAGACCACCUCAACCUAAUGAUGUUCCUAUUCAACCUCUUGCUGGUCCAUCAUCUGAACUUCCCAUACCAGUGACAGAACAGCCAACCACAAGGCCACCAGAAAUUCCUUUGACAACGCACAGACCUGUGCCAACACCUCCCAUGAUUCCUAUUGGUUGUGAGAGCACUGACGAUUGUCCAUUUGAUAAUUCAUGUGUCAACCGUCUCUGUAUGGACGUUUGUCACCCAGGAUUAUGUGGAGAAAAUGCUGAUUGUCAAACAGUGGGACAUAAACCUUCUUGUAUAUGUCCACCUGGCACUACUGGUAAUCCAACUGAACAUUGUGUGGCAUUAGUAACAGAGAGGCCAACAACAGUUUUCCCCCUUACUGAGAGACCAGUUCCUCCAGCUGAUGCUAACAUUAUUCCUGGAAUAGGACCAUCCAGUACUCCUCUUCCACCACUAGCAGAAACAUCAAUCAGGCCCACUGAACCACCAUUACCUUCAACAACUCCAUCUCCAAUUGUACCACCAAUUGUUAUAGCCUGCGAAAAUAAUGAUGACUGUGACAUAGGUGACUCGUGUAUCAACAUGCUUUGUUAUGAUGCAUGUAGCCUUAACUUCUGUGGAGAAGAUGCUGACUGUAAAACUAUUGACCAUCGUCCAGUUUGUAUCUGUCCACCAGGAACCAGUGGAAAUCCUCAGGUUGGUUGCAAAGCUACAGUGACUGAAAGAGUAACAACUGUUCCUCCAGUGACUGAUAGACCACCUCAACCUAAUGAUGUUCCUAUUCAACCUCUUGCUGGUCCAUCAUCUGAACUUCCCAUACCAGUGACAGAACAGCCAACCACAAGGCCACCAGAAAUUCCUUUGACAACGCACAGACCUGUGCCAACACCUCCCAUGAUUCCCAUUGGUUGUGAGAGCACUGACGAUUGUCCAUUUGAUAAUUCAUGUGUCAACCGUCUCUGUAUGGACGUUUGUCACCCAGGAUUAUGUGGAGAAAAUGCUGAUUGUCAAACAGUGGGACAUAAACCUUCUUGUAUAUGUCCUCCUGGCACUACUGGUAAUCCAACUGAACAUUGUGUGGCAUUAGUAACAGAGAGGCCAACAACAGUUUUCCCCCUUACUGAGAGACCAGUUCCUCCAGCUGAUGCUAACAUUAUUCCUGGAAUAGGACCAUCCAGUACUCCUCUUCCACCACUAGCAGAAACAUCAAUCAGGCCCACUGAACCACCAUUACCUUCAACAACUCCAUCUCCAAUUGUACCACCAAUUGUUAUAGCCUGCGAAAAUAAUGAUGACUGUGACAUAGGAACCAGUGGAAAUCCUCAGGUUGGUUGCAAAGCUACAGUGACUGAAAGAGUAACAACUGUUCCUCCAGUGACUGAUAGACCACCUCAACCUAAUGAUGUUCCUAUUCAACCUCUUGCUGGUCCAUCAUCUGAACUUCCCAUACCAGUGACAGAACAGCCAACCACAAGGCCACCAGAAAUUCCUUUGACAACGCACAGACCUGUGCCAACACCUCCCAUGAUUCCCAUUGGUUGUGAGAGCACUGACGAUUGUCCAUUUGAUAAUUCAUGUGUCAACCGUCUCUGUAUGGACGUUUGUCACCCAGGAUUAUGUGGAGAAAAUGCUGAUUGUCAAACAGUGGGACAUAAACCUUCUUGUAUAUGUCCUCCUGGCACUACUGGUAAUCCAACUGAACAUUGUGUGGCAUUAGUAACAGAGAGGCCAACAACAGUUUUCCCUCUUACUGAGAGACCAGUUCCUCCAGCUGAUGCUAACAUUAUUCCUGGAAUAGGACCAUCCAGUACUCCUCUUCCACCACUAGCAGAAACAUCAAUCAGGCCCACUGAACCACCAUUACCUUCAACAACUCCAUCUCCAAUUGUACCACCAAUUGUUAUAGCCUGCGAAAAUAAUGAUGACUGUACUACAGACAACUCCUGCAUCAAUAAUUUAUGCUAUGAUGUGUGCAGUUUAGGUAUUUGUGGAGAUGAUGCUGACUGCAGAAUACGUGAUCAUCGUCCAGUGUGUAGUUGUCCUCCAGGAACCACAGGAGAUCCUACACGUGGAUGCUAUGCAGAGCUCACUGAAAGGCCUCCAUCUCCUCCAUCUCCAAUACCAGAGAUUCGACCACCUGGAGACGAAGCUACAAUAAGACCCAUUGCAGAAUCAGCAAGCCCUGGUCUUCCUCCUGUGGCAGAACAGACAACACUAAGGCCUACACUACCUCCAAUAACAACACCACCUCCACCACCCACACCAGGUCCCAUACCUGUUGGAUGUGAAACAACAGAUGAAUGUCCAUCUGAUAAUUCUUGUAUAAACAGACUGUGUCUUGAUGUCUGUUAUCCUGGAAUAUGUGGGAGUAAUGCAGAAUGUCAAACACAUGGACAUCGUCCCUUAUGUACUUGUCCACCAGGAACAACUGGUAAUCCUACCAUCAAGUGUUCAGCAAUGGUUGUUGAUAUACCUUCAACCCCAUAUCCUCCAAUUGCUGGUGAGCAACCAAUUCAGCCAGAUUCUCCUAUCAGUCCUAUCUCAGGUUCAUCAACCACUGGACAACCACCUCUGGCAGAAGAAACAACACAUCCUGCACCAGAACCAUUACCAGUCAGACCUACUCCACAACCUGUUAUCCCUCCUAUUUCCAUUGCUUGUGAAAAUAAUGAUGACUGUGACAUAGGUGACUCGUGUAUCAACAUGCUUUGUUAUGAUGCAUGUAGCCUUAACUUCUGUGGAGAAGAUGCUGACUGUAAAACUAUUGACCAUCGUCCAGUUUGUAUCUGUCCACCAGGAACCAGUGGAAAUCCUCAGGUUGGUUGCAAAGCUACAGUGACUGAAAGAGUAACAACUGUUCCUCCAGUGACUGAUAGACCACCUCAACCUAAUGAUGUUCCUAUUCAACCUCUUGCUGGUCCAUCAUCUGAACUUCCCAUACCAGUGACAGAACAGCCAACCACAAGGCCACCAGCACCACCUUUGACAACGCACAGACCUGUGCCAACGCCUCCCAUGAUUCCCAUUGGUUGUGAGAGCACUGAUGAUUGUCCAUUUGAUAAUUCAUGUGUCAACCGUUUCUGUAUGGACGUUUGUCACCCAGGAUUAUGUGGAGAAAAUGCUGAUUGUCAAACAGUGGGACAUAAACCUUCUUGUAUAUGUCCACCUGGCACUACUGGUAAUCCAACAGAACAUUGUGUGGCAUUAGUAACAGAGAGGCCAACAACAGUUAUCCCCCUCACUGAGAGACCAGUCCCUCCAGCUGAUGCUAACAUUAUUCCUGGAAUAGGACCAUCCAGUACUCCUCUUCCACCUCUAGCAGAAACAUCAAUCAGGCCCACUGAACCACCAUUACCUUCAACAACUCCAUCACCCAUUGUACCACCAAUUGUUAUAGCCUGUGAAAAUAAUGAUGACUGUACAACAGACAAUUCAUGUAUUAAUAAUCUCUGUUAUGAUGUGUGCAGUUUAGGCAUUUGUGGAGAAGAUGCUGAAUGUAGGAUUGAUAAUCAUCGUCCAGUAUGUAGUUGUCCUCCAGGAUCAACAGGAGAUCCCACCCGAGGUUGUAAUGCUUUGCUUACUGAAAGGCCUCUAUCUACUCUCUCUCCUAUAUCAGAAAUUCGACCACCAAAGGAUGAGGUUUCCAUAACACCUGUUACUGAACCAGCAAGUCCUGGACUCCCUCCACUGGUAGAACAUCCCAAGCCAAGGCCAACACUACCUCCAGUAACUCCACCUCCACCACCACCCACACCAGGUCCUAUACCUGUAGGAUGUGAGUCUACAGAAGAGUGUCCUUCUGACAAUUCCUGUGUAAAUAAACUUUGCCUGAACAUGUGUUAUCCAGGAUUCUGUGGAGAAAAUGCAGACUGUCAGACACAAGCACAUCGACCUAUCUGUAGCUGUCCACCUGGUACUACAGGAAAUCCAACCAUCAAGUGCUCUGCAAUGGUUGUAAAAGAGCCACCAACACUCCAGCCUCCGAUCGCAGAACAGAAACCACAUCCAGAUUUACCAAUUAGACCAGUUGCAGGUUCCACAACCACUUUGCAGCCACCUUUGAUAGAAGAAACUGUGCAUCCAACACCGGAACCACUUCCACCACGACCUCCACCACCAGCUAUUGUGCCCGCAUUACCCAUUGCUUGUGAAAAUAAUGAUGACUGUACAACAGACAAUUCAUGUAUUAAUAAUCUCUGUUAUGAUGUGUGCAGUUUAGGCAUUUGUGGAGAAGAUGCUGAAUGUAGGAUUGAUAAUCAUCGUCCAGUAUGUAGUUGUCCUCCAGGAUCAACAGGAGAUCCCACCCGAGGUUGUAAUGCUUUGCUUACUGAAAGGCCUCUAUCUACUCUCUCUCCUAUAUCAGAAAUUCGACCACCAAAGGAUGAGGUUUCCAUAACACCUGUUACUGAACCAGCAAGUCCUGGACUCCCUCCACUGGUAGAACAUCCCAAGCCAAGGCCAACACUACCUCCAGUAACUCCACCUCCACCACCACCCACACCAGGUCCUAUACCUGUAGGAUGUGAGUCUACAGAAGAGUGUCCUUCUGACAAUUCCUGUGUAAAUAAACUUUGCCUGAACAUGUGUUAUCCAGGAUUCUGUGGAGAAAAUGCAGACUGUCAGACACAAGCACAUCGACCUAUCUGUAGCUGUCCACCUGGUACUACAGGAAAUCCAACCAUCAAGUGCUCUGCAAUGGUUGUAAAAGAGCCACCAACACUCCAGCCUCCGAUCGCAGAACAGAAACCACAUCCAGAUUUACCAAUUAGACCAGUUGCAGGUUCCACAACCACUUUGCAGCCACCUUUGAUAGAAGAAACUGUGCAUCCAACACCGGAACCACUUCCACCACGACCUCCACCACCAGCUAUUGUGCCCGCAUUACCCAUUGCUUGUGAAAAUAAUGAUGACUGCAAUAUAGAUAACUCCUGUCUGAAUAAGCUCUGUUAUGAUGCCUGCACUCUUGGUAUAUGUGGAGAUGAUGCAGAGUGCGAAACUGUAGACCACCGACCUGUAUGUCUUUGUCCAUAUGGAACAACUGGGGAUCCUCAAGUUGGAUGCAAAGCAAUAACAGCAGAAAUGCCUGUAACAAUUUCACCAAUAGUUGAAGAGUCGCAAGUCAGUGAUUUACCCAUUCAUGCCAUCCCAGGCCCAUCUUCAACUCCACAAUCCCCUAUUGCCGAACUACCAACUACACGGCCACCUGAACCUCCAAUGCCUCGGCCUCCGGCAAUACCAACUCCGCCGGCAAAUCCAGUUGGCUGUGAAAGCACUGAUGAUUGUCCAUAUGAUAACAGCUGCAUUAACCGUCUUUGUCUGGAUGUAUGUCAUCCUGGUCUUUGUGGUGACAGUGCUGAUUGCCAGACCAUUGGCCAUAGACCUUUAUGUUUGUGUCCUCCUGGCACUACAGGCAACCCUACAGAGAGCUGCAAGGCACUUUCUACCGACAGACCUACAACUCUGUCUCCUAUAACAGGCGCCCCAGGAAUAACUCCAGAUGAUCAGAUUGUACCAGGAAUUGGACCGUCAACACCAGUACCACCACCUCUAACUGAAACACCAACACCAAGACCAUUGCCAACAACUCCCAGACCUCCAUCAGCCCCAGUUGUUCCACCCUUCAUAAUUGCUUGUGCAAAUAAUGAUGAUUGUACAACUGAUAACUCAUGCAUUAAUAAUCUUUGUUAUGAUGUAUGCAGUCUUGGAGUGUGUGGAGAUGAUGCAGACUGUAAGAUUCAUAAUCAUCGUCCAGUUUGCAAUUGUCCUCCAGGAACCACAGGAGAUCCUUCCUAUGGAUGUCAGGCAAUGCUUACAGAAAGGCCAUUGGUACCACCUUCACCCAUUCCAGAAAUAAGUUCAACACAGCCAGGUGAUCCAAUUAGACCCAUAGCUGAACCAACAAGUCCUGGACUUCCUCCUUUGACUGAACUUCCUACGCCAAGACCAACACUGCCUCCAGUGACUGCACCUCCUCCACCACCCACACCUGGUCCCAUACCUGUAGGUUGUGAAACUUCUGAUGACUGUCCAUCUGAUAAUUCAUGUGUUAACAAACUUUGCCUUGAUGUUUGUUAUCCAGGCCUAUGUGGAGAAAGUGCAGAUUGCCAGACUCAAGGAAAUCGACCUUUGUGUACAUGUCCACCAGGAACCACUGGAAACCCAACCAUCAAAUGUUCGGCAUUGGCCUUUGAUGUACCAGUAACACCAUAUCCACCACAAGUAGGAGAAAAGCCUUUACAACCAGACUCUCCAAUCAGUCCCAUUGCAGGUCCUACAACCACAGGAGCCCCACCUUUAGUAGAAGAAUCACCUCGUCCUACACCUGAACCUCUACCACCACGGCCUUUACCACCACCAAUAGUUCCAGCAAUACCCAUUGCAUGUGAAAAUAAUGAUGACUGCUCUACCGAUAACUCUUGCAUUAAUCACUUCUGCUAUGAUGUGUGUAGUCUUGGUGUAUGUGGAGGGGAUGCUGACUGCAAAAUUCAUAAUCACCGGCCCAUCUGUAGCUGUCCUCCUGGGACUGAAGGAGAUCCUACUCAGGGAUGCAAGGCAGUACUUACAGAAAUACCUCCAACGUCUUCUCCUAUAUCUGAAAUACAUCCAUCACAACCUGGGGACCCAAUAACACCUGUAACAGAACCGACAAGCCCUGGACUUCCACCUUUGGCUGAGCUUCCCACACCAAAACCUAAACAACCUCCUGUGACCCAGCCACCACCACCGCCCACACCUGGACCCAUACCAGUUGGCUGUGAGACUACAGACGAGUGUCCAUAUGAUAAUUCUUGUAUAAACCGACUUUGCCUUGAUGUUUGUUAUCCUGGAUUUUGUGGACAAAAUGCUGACUGUCAGACUCAAGGAAAUCGACCUUUGUGUACAUGUCCACCAGGAACCACUGGAAACCCAACCAUCAAAUGUUCGGCAUUGGCCUUUGAUGUACCAGUAACACCAUAUCCACCACAAGUAGGAGAAAAGCCUUUACAACCAGACUCUCCAAUCAGUCCCAUUGCAGGUCCUACAACCACAGGAGCCCCACCUUUAGUAGAAGAAUCACCUCGUCCUACACCUGAACCUCUACCACCACGGCCUUUACCACCACCAAUAGUUCCAGCAAUACCCAUUGCAUGUGAAAAUAAUGAUGACUGCUCUACCGAUAACUCUUGCAUUAAUCACUUCUGCUAUGAUGUGUGUAGUCUUGGUGUAUGUGGAGGGGAUGCUGACUGCAAAAUUCAUAAUCACGGCCCAUCUGUAGCUGUCCCUCCUGGACUGAAGGAGAUCCUACUCAGGGAUAACCGACCAAGCCCUGGACUUCCACCUUUGGCUGAGCUUCCCACACCAAAACCUAAACAACCUCCUGUGACCCAGCCACCACCACCCGCCCCACACCUGGACCCAUACCAGUUGGCUACUCAAGGACAUCGUCCCCUUUGUACUUGUCCACCAGGUACAACAGGGAACCCAACCAUAAAGUGUACAGCUCUAGCUGCUGAUUCUCCCCAAACUCCUGCUCCUCCUCUGGCUGGAGAGACGCCCCAGCAACCUGACUCUCCAAUUACCCCACUUGCUGGACAGACAACUGCUGGACUACCACCUUUGGUGGAAGAAUUCUACUACACGACCCCCCACCAAUGCAGUGCUAUGGCAACACAGAAACCAGAAAUUACCAUUUCACCUAUAGCAGAUAUACCUGAAGUACCUAUGGCCCCACUGAUUCCAGGAGCUGGCACAACCACCACACCCCUCCCACCACUAGCAGAGAUGCCAACAACAAUAACUCCAGAGCCAGUAACUGAACGCCCAAAGCCACAACCAAUUGUUCCUCCAAUAGCUAUUGCUUGCACAAACAAUGAUGAUUGCACAACAGACAACUCGUGCAUCAACAAACUUUGCUAUGAUGUAUGUAGUCUUGGAGUGUGUGGAGAUGAUGCAGACUGUAAGAUUCAUAAUCACCGUCCAGUCUGUAGUUGUCCUCCAGGGACAUCAGGAGACCCUACAACUGGUUGUCAAGCAGUACUUACAGAAAGGCCAUUGGUACCACCUUCACCCAUUCCAGAAAUAAGUUCAACACAGCCAGGUGAUCCAAUUAGACCCAUAGCUGAACCAACAAGUCCUGGACUUCCUCCUUUGGCUGAACUUCCUACGCCAAGACCAACACUGCCUCCAGUGACUGCACCUCCUCCACCACCCACACCUGGUCCCAUACCUGUAGGUUGUGAAACUUCUGAUGACUGUCCAUCUGAUAAUUCAUGUGUUAACAGACUCUGCUUUGAUGUUUGUUAUCCAGGCCUAUGUGGAGAAAGUGCAGAUUGCCAGACUCAAGGAAAUCGUCCAGUAUGCAAGUGUCCACCAGGAACCACAGGAAACCCAACUAUCAAGUGUUCUGCUGUGGCCUUUGAGAUGCCACCAAAACCAUAUCCACCACAAGUAGGAGAAAAACCUUUACAACCAGACUCUCCAAUCAGUCCCAUUGCAGGUCCUACAACCACAGGACCACCACCUCUGGCAGAAGAAUCAACUCGUCCUCCACCUGAACCUCUACCUCCACGACCUCCACCAGCUCCCAUUGUUCCAGCAAUACCCAUUGCAUGUGAAAAUAAUGAUGACUGUGACAUGGACAACUCCUGCUUGAAUAAACUGUGCUAUGAUGCAUGUACCUUAGGGAUAUGUGGAGAAGAUGCUCAUUGCAGAACUAUUGAUCAUCGACCUAUUUGUCUUUGUCCAUAUGGAACAUCUGGUGAUCCUCAAGUAGGAUGCAAAGCAAUUUCCACCGAUAGACCUACUACAGUUAUUCCAAUAACAGAAUUACCAGUUGUCAGUGACAUACCAAUCCAUGCAGUGCCAGGUCCAUCGUCUACCCCACCAUCCCCUAUUGCUGAACUACCAACUACACGACCACCUGAAACUCCAAUUCCUCGACCUCCAGCAAUUCCAACACCUCCACCCAAUCCAGUAGGCUGUGAAAGCACUGAUGAUUGUCCAUAUGAUAACAGUUGCAUUAACCGUCUUUGUCUGGAUGUAUGUCAUCCUGGUCUGUGUGGUGACAAUGCUGAUUGCCAGACCAUUGGCCAUAGACCUCUAUGCUUGUGCCCGCCUGGCACUACAGGCAACCCUACAGAAAGCUGCAAGGCAGUUGCUACCGACAGACCUACAACUCUGUCUCCUAUAACAGGCGCGCCAGGAGUAACUCCAGAUGAUCAGAUUGUACCAGGAAUUGGACCAUCAACACCAAUACCACCACCUCUAACUGAAACACCAACAACAAGACCUCCAUUGCCAACAACUCCCAGACCUCCUCAACCUCCAGUUGUUCCACCUUUCGUAAUUGCUUGUACAAACAAUGAUGACUGCACAAUGGAUAACUCAUGCAUCAACAACCUUUGCUAUGAUGUAUGUAGUCUUGGAGUAUGUGGAGAUGAUGCAGACUGUAAGAUUCAUAAUCACCGUCCAGUCUGUAGUUGUCCUCCAGGAACCACAGGAGAUCCUUCCUAUGGAUGUCAGGCAAUGCUUACAGAAAGGCCAUUGGUACCACCUUCACCCAUUCCAGAAAUAAGUUCAACACAGCCAGGUGAUCCAAUUAGACCCAUAGCUGAACCAACAAGUCCUGGACUGCCUCCUUUGGCUGAACUUCCUACGCCAAGACCAACACUGCCUCCAGUGACUGCACCUCCUCCACCACCCACACCUGGUCCCAUACCUGUAGGUUGUGAAACUUCUGAUGACUGUCCAUCUGAUAAUUCAUGUGUUAACAGAUUCUGCUUUGAUGUUUGUUAUCCAGGCCUAUGUGGAGAAAGUGCAGAUUGCCAGACUCAAGGAAAUCGUCCAGUAUGCAAGUGUCCACCAGGAACCACAGGAAACCCAACUAUCAAGUGUUCUGCAAUGGCCUUCGAAAUGCCACCAAAACCGCAUCCACCACAAGUAGGAGAAAAGCCUUUACAACCAGACUCUCCAAUCAGUCCCAUUGCAGGUCCUACAACCACAGGACUCCCACCUCUGGCAGAAGAAUCACCUCGUCCUCCACCUGAACCUCUACCUCCACGACCUCCACCAGUUCCCAUUGUUCCAGCAAUACCCAUUGCAUGUGAAAAUAAUGAUGACUGUGACAUGGACAACUCCUGCCUAAACAAACUGUGUUAUGAUGCUUGCAGCCUUGGAAUUUGUGGAGAUGAUGCUGAAUGUACAACUGUCAAUCACAGACCAGUCUGCCUUUGUCCUCAUGGAACAUCUGGUGAUCCUCAAGUAGGAUGCAAAGCAAUUUCCACCGAUAGACCUACUACAGUUAUUCCAAUAACAGAAUUACCAGUUGUCAGUGACAUACCAAUCCAUGCAGUGCCAGGUUCAUCGUCUACCCCACCAUCCCCUAUUGCUGAACUACCAACUACACGACCACCUGAAACUCCAAUUCCUCGACCUCCAGCAAUUCCAACACCUCCACCCAAUCCAGUAGGCUGUGAAAGCACUGAUGAUUGUCCAUAUGAUAACAGUUGCAUUAACCGUCUUUGUCUGGAUGUAUGUCAUCCUGGUCUGUGUGGUGACAGUGCUGAUUGCCAGACCAUUGGCCAUAGACCUCUAUGCUUGUGCCCGCCUGGCACUACAGGCAACCCUACAGAAAGCUGUAAGGCAGUUGCUACUGACAGACCUACAACUCUGUCUCCUAUAACAGGCGCGCCAGGAGUAACUCCAGAUGAUCAGAUUGUACCAGGAAUUGGACCGUCAACACCAGUACCACCACCUCUAACUGAAACACCAACACCAAGACCUCCAUUGCCAACAACUCCCAGACCUCCUCAACCUCCAGUUGUUCCACCUUUCGUAAUUGCUUGUACAAACAAUGAUGACUGCACAAUGGAUAACUCAUGCAUCAACAACCUUUGCUAUGAUGUAUGUAGUCUUGGAGUAUGUGGAGAUGAUGCAGACUGUAAGAUUCAUAAUCACCGUCCAGUCUGUAGUUGUCCUCCAGGAACCACAGGAGAUCCUUCCUAUGGAUGUCAGGCAAUGCUUACAGAAAGGCCAUUGGUACCACCUUCACCCAUUCCAGAAAUAAGUUCAACACAGCCAGGUGAUCCAAUUAGACCCAUAGCUGAACCAACAAGUCCUGGACUGCCUCCUUUGGCUGAACUUCCUACGCCAAGACCAACACUGCCUCCAGUGACUGCACCUCCUCCACCACCCACACCUGGUCCCAUACCUGUAGGUUGUGAAACUUCUGAUGACUGUCCAUCUGAUAAUUCAUGUGUUAACAGACUCUGCUUUGAUGUUUGUUAUCCAGGCCUAUGUGGAGAAAGUGCAGAUUGCCAGACUCAAGGAAAUCGACCUUUGUGUACAUGUCCACCAGGAACCACUGGAAACCCAACUAUCAAGUGUUCUGCAAUGGCCUUCGAAAUGCCACCAAAACCGCAUCCACCACAAGUAGGAGAAAAGCCUUUACAACCAGACUCUCCAAUCAGUCCCAUUGCAGGUCCUACAACCACAGGACUCCCACCUCUGGCAGAAGAAUCACCUCGUCCUCCACCUGAACCUCUACCUCCACGGCCUCCACCAGCUCCCAUUGUUCCAGCAAUACCCAUUGCAUGUGAAAAUAAUGAUGACUGUGACAUGGACAACUCCUGCCUAAACAAACUGUGUUAUGAUGCUUGCAGCCUUGGAAUUUGUGGAGAUGAUGCUGAAUGUACAACUGUCAAUCACAGACCAGUCUGCCUUUGUCCUCAUGGAACAUCUGGUGAUCCUCAAGUAGGAUGCAAAGCAAUUUCCACCGAUAGACCUACUACAGUUAUUCCAAUAACAGAAUUACCAGUUGUCAGUGACAUACCAAUCCAUGCAGUGCCAGGUUCAUCGUCUACCCCACCAUCCCCUAUUGCUGAACUACCAACUACACGACCACCUGAAACUCCAAUUCCUCGACCUCCAGCAAUUCCAACACCUCCACCUAAUCCAGUAGGCUGUGAAAGCACUGAUGAUUGUCCAUAUGAUAACAGUUGCAUUAACCGUCUUUGUCUGGAUGUAUGUCAUCCUGGUCUGUGUGGUGACAGUGCUGAUUGCCAGACCAUUGGCCAUAGACCUCUAUGCUUGUGCCCGCCUGGCACUACAGGCAACCCUACAGAAAGCUGCAAGGCAGUUGCUACUGACAGACCUACAACUCUGUCUCCUAUAACAGGCGCGCCAGGAGUAACUCCAGAUGAUCAGAUUGUACCAGGAAUUGGACCGUCAACACCAAUACCACCACCUCUAACUGAAACACCAACACCAAGACCUCCAUUGCCAACAACUCCCAGACCUCCUCAACCUCCAGUUGUUCCACCUUUCGUAAUUGCUUGUACAAACAAUGAUGACUGCACAAUGGAUAACUCAUGCAUCAACAACCUUUGCUAUGAUGUAUGCAGUCUUGGAGUAUGUGGAGAUGAUGCAGACUGUAAGGUUCAUAAUCAUCGUCCAGUUUGCAGUUGUCCUCCAGGAACCACAGGAGAUCCUUCCUAUGGAUGUCAGGCAAUGCUCACAGAAAGGCCAUUGGUACCACCUUCACCCAUUCCAGAAAUAAGUUCAACACAGCCAGGUGAUCCAAUUAGACCCAUAGCUGAACCAACAAGUCCUGGACUGCCUCCUUUGGCUGAACUUCCUACGCCAAGACCAACACUGCCUCCAGUGACUGCACCUCCUCCACCACCCACACCUGGUCCCAUACCUGUAGGUUGUGAAACUUCUGAUGACUGUCCAUCUGAUAAUUCAUGUGUUAACAGACUCUGCUUUGAUGUUUGUUAUCCAGGCCUAUGUGGAGAAAGUGCAGAUUGCCAGACUCAAGGAAACCGUCCAGUAUGUAAAUGUCCACCAGGAACCACUGGAAACCCAACCAUCAAAUGUUCAGCAGUAGCUUUCGAAAUGCCACCAAAACCAUAUCCACCAGAAGCAGGAAAAGAGCCAAAACCAGACUCUCCGAUUAUUCCCAUUGCAGGUUCUACAACCACAGGACCUCCCCCUCUGGCAGAAGAAUCACCCCGUCCUACACCUGAACCUCUACCUCCACGACCUCCACCACUACCGAUUGUCCCUGCUGUGCCUAUUGCUUGUGAAAAUAAUGAUGACUGUGAUGUGGAUAAUUCUUGUUUGAAUAGGCUUUGCUAUGAUGCUUGCAGUCCUACUCCAGACCACAGGAGAUCCUUCCUAUGGAUGUCAGGCAAUGCUCACAGAAAGGCCAUUGGUACCACCUCACCCAUUCCAGAAAUAAGUUCAACACAGCCAGGUGAUCCAAUUAGACCCAUAGCUGAACCAACAAGUCCUGGACUGCCUCCUUUGGCUGAACUUCCUACGCCAAGACCAACACUGCCUCCAGUGACUGCACCUCCUCCACCACCCACACCUGGUCCCAUACCUCCUUUCGAAAUGCCACCAAAACCGCAUCCACCACAAGUAGGAGAAAAGCCUUUACAACCAGACUCUCCAAUCAGUCCCAUUGCAGGUCCUACAACCACAGGACUCCCACCUCUGGCAGAAGAAUCACCUCGUCCUCCACCUGAACCUCUACCUCCACGACCUCCACCAGUUCCCAUUGUUCCAGCAAUACCCAUUGCAUGUGAAAAUAAUGAUGACUGUGACAUGGACAACUCCUGCCUAAACAAACUGUGUUAUGAUGCUUGCAGCCUUGGAAUUUGUGGAGAUGAUGCUGAAUGUACAACUGUCAAUCACAGACCAGUCUGCCUUUGUCCUCAUGGAACAUCUGGUGAUCCUCAAGUAGGAUGCAAAGCAAUUUCCACCGAUAGACCUACUACAGUUAUUCCAAUAACAGAAUUACCAGUUGUCAGUGACAUACCAAUCCAUGCAGUGCCAGGUUCAUCGUCUACCCCACCAUCCCCUAUUGCUGAACUACCAACUACACGACCACCUGAAACUCCAAUUCCUCGACCUCCAGCAAUUCCAACACCUCCACCCAAUCCAGUAGGCUGUGAAAGCACUGAUGAUUGUCCAUAUGAUAACAGUUGCAUUAACCGUCUUUGUCUGGAUGUAUGUCAUCCUGGUCUGUGUGGUGACAGUGCUGAUUGCCAGACCAUUGGCCAUAGACCUCUAUGCUUGUGCCCGCCUGGCACUACAGGCAACCCUACAGAAAGCUGUAAGGCAGUUGCUACUGACAGACCUACAACUCUGUCUCCUAUAACAGGCGCGCCAGGAGUAACUCCAGAUGAUCAGAUUGUACCAGGAAUUGGACCGUCAACACCAGUACCACCACCUCUAACUGAAACACCAACACCAAGACCUCCAUUGCCAACAACUCCCAGACCUCCUCAACCUCCAGUUGUUCCACCUUUCGUAAUUGCUUGUACAAACAAUGAUGACUGCACAAUGGAUAACUCAUGCAUCAACAACCUUUGCUAUGAUGUAUGUAGUCUUGGAGUAUGUGGAGAUGAUGCAGACUGUAAGAUUCAUAAUCACCGUCCAGUCUGUAGUUGUCCUCCAGGAACCACAGGAGAUCCUUCCUAUGGAUGUCAGGCAAUGCUUACAGAAAGGCCAUUGGUACCACCUUCACCCAUUCCAGAAAUAAGUUCAACACAGCCAGGUGAUCCAAUUAGACCCAUAGCUGAACCAACAAGUCCUGGACUGCCUCCUUUGGCUGAACUUCCUACGCCAAGACCAACACUGCCUCCAGUGACUGCACCUCCUCCACCACCCACACCUGGUCCCAUACCUGUAGGUUGUGAAACUUCUGAUGACUGUCCAUCUGAUAAUUCAUGUGUUAACAGACUCUGCUUUGAUGUUUGUUAUCCAGGCCUAUGUGGAGAAAGUGCAGAUUGCCAGACUCAAGGAAAUCGACCUUUGUGUACAUGUCCACCAGGAACCACUGGAAACCCAACUAUCAAGUGUUCUGCAAUGGCCUUCGAAAUGCCACCAAAACCGCAUCCACCACAAGUAGGAGAAAAGCCUUUACAACCAGACUCUCCAAUCAGUCCCAUUGCAGGUCCUACAACCACAGGACUCCCACCUCUGGCAGAAGAAUCACCUCGUCCUCCACCUGAACCUCUACCUCCACGGCCUCCACCAGCUCCCAUUGUUCCAGCAAUACCCAUUGCAUGUGAAAAUAAUGAUGACUGUGACAUGGACAACUCCUGCCUAAACAAACUGUGUUAUGAUGCUUGCAGCCUUGGAAUUUGUGGAGAUGAUGCUGAAUGUACAACUGUCAAUCACAGACCAGUCUGCCUUUGUCCUCAUGGAACAUCUGGUGAUCCUCAAGUAGGAUGCAAAGCAAUUUCCACCGAUAGACCUACUACAGUUAUUCCAAUAACAGAAUUACCAGUUGUCAGUGACAUACCAAUCCAUGCAGUGCCAGGUUCAUCGUCUACCCCACCAUCCCCUAUUGCUGAACUACCAACUACACGACCACCUGAAACUCCAAUUCCUCGACCUCCAGCAAUUCCAACACCUCCACCUAAUCCAGUAGGCUGUGAAAGCACUGAUGAUUGUCCAUAUGAUAACAGUUGCAUUAACCGUCUUUGUCUGGAUGUAUGUCAUCCUGGUCUGUGUGGUGACAGUGCUGAUUGCCAGACCAUUGGCCAUAGACCUCUAUGCUUGUGCCCGCCUGGCACUACAGGCAACCCUACAGAAAGCUGCAAGGCAGUUGCUACUGACAGACCUACAACUCUGUCUCCUAUAACAGGCGCGCCAGGAGUAACUCCAGAUGAUCAGAUUGUACCAGGAAUUGGACCGUCAACACCAAUACCACCACCUCUAACUGAAACACCAACACCAAGACCUCCAUUGCCAACAACUCCCAGACCUCCUCAACCUCCAGUUGUUCCACCUUUCGUAAUUGCUUGUACAAACAAUGAUGACUGCACAAUGGAUAACUCAUGCAUCAACAACCUUUGCUAUGAUGUAUGCAGUCUUGGAGUAUGUGGAGAUGAUGCAGACUGUAAGGUUCAUAAUCAUCGUCCAGUUUGCAGUUGUCCUCCAGGAACCACAGGAGAUCCUUCCUAUGGAUGUCAGGCAAUGCUCACAGAAAGGCCAUUGGUACCACCUUCACCCAUUCCAGAAAUAAGUUCAACACAGCCAGGUGAUCCAAUUAGACCCAUAGCUGAACCAACAAGUCCUGGACUGCCUCCUUUGGCUGAACUUCCUACGCCAAGACCAACACUGCCUCCAGUGACUGCACCUCCUCCACCACCCACACCUGGUCCCAUACCUGUAGGUUGUGAAACUUCUGAUGACUGUCCAUCUGAUAAUUCAUGUGUUAACAGACUCUGCUUUGAUGUUUGUUAUCCAGGCCUAUGUGGAGAAAGUGCAGAUUGCCAGACUCAAGGAAACCGUCCAGUAUGUAAAUGUCCACCAGGAACCACUGGAAACCCAACCAUCAAAUGUUCAGCAGUAGCUUUCGAAAUGCCACCAAAACCAUAUCCACCAGAAGCAGGAAAAGAGCCAAAACCAGACUCUCCGAUUAUUCCCAUUGCAGGUUCUACAACCACAGGACCUCCCCCUCUGGCAGAAGAAUCACCCCGUCCUACACCUGAACCUCUACCUCCACGACCUCCACCACUACCGAUUGUCCCUGCUGUGCCUAUUGCUUGUGAAAAUAAUGAUGACUGUGAUGUGGAUAAUUCUUGUUUGAAUAGGCUUUGCUAUGAUGCUUGCAGUCUAGGAAUAUGUGGCGAAGAUGCAGACUGUAAGGUUCAUAAUCAUCGUCCAGUUUGCAGUUGUCCUCCAGGAACCACAGGAGAUCCUUCCUAUGGAUGUCAGGCAAUGCUCACAGAAAGGCCAUUGGUACCACCUUCACCCAUUCCAGAAAUAAGUUCAACACAGCCAGGUGAUCCAAUUAGACCCAUAGCUGAACCAACAAGUCCUGGACUGCCUCCUUUGGCUGAACUUCCUACGCCAAGACCAACACUGCCUCCAGUGACUGCACCUCCUCCACCACCCACACCUGGUCCCAUACCUGUAGGUUGUGAAACUUCUGAUGACUGUCCAUCUGAUAAUUCAUGUGUUAACAGACUCUGCUUUGAUGUUUGUUAUCCAGGCCUAUGUGGAGAAAGUGCAGAUUGCCAGACUCAAGGAAACCGUCCAGUAUGUAAAUGUCCACCAGGAACCACUGGAAACCCAACCAUCAAAUGUUCAGCAGUAGCUUUCGAAAUGCCACCAAAACCAUAUCCACCAGAAGCAGGAAAAGAGCCAAAACCAGACUCUCCGAUUAUUCCCAUUGCAGGUUCUACAACCACAGGACCUCCCCCUCUGGCAGAAGAAUCACCCCGUCCUACACCUGAACCUCUACCUCCACGACCUCCACCACUACCGAUUGUCCCUGCUGUGCCUAUUGCUUGUGAAAAUAAUGAUGACUGUGAUGUGGAUAAUUCUUGUUUGAAUAGGCUUUGCUAUGAUGCUUGCAGUCUAGGAAUAUGUGGCGAAGAUGCAGACUGUAAGACAAGUAAUCACAGACCUGUUUGUAUAUGUCCUCCUGGAACAACUGGUGAUCCACAGAUCCAGUGUCAGGCUCUUUCCAUUCACAAGCCUACACCCCCUAUACCAAUAACAGAAAGUGUUUCGCCUCCUGUGGAACAACCAAUCAGACCUGUGGCAGGUCCAUCUUCUGUUACUCCUCCUCCUCUUAUCUCUGAACGGCCGCCAAGACCUUCUGAGCCUCCAUUAAUUCAGCCUCCACCAGUUCCUACUCCUCCACCAAUUCCAGUUGGGUGUCAGAGUAAUGAUGAAUGUCCAUAUGACAAUACUUGUGUAAACAGAUUGUGCUUUAAUGUAUGUUUCCCUGGACUUUGUGGUGAUAAUGCUGACUGUCAAACACAUGGGCAUAGGCCAGCAUGUAUAUGUCCUCCUGGUACAACUGGUAACCCAACUAUCCAGUGCACUGCAAUUGCAGCUGAAAGUCCAGACACCCUUCCACCUCCUAUAGCAGCAAGCACGUCCCCAAGACCUGAUGAGCCAAUUGUACCUCGAGUAGGACAGUCAUCUCCAAUGCCUCCUCCUCUUGUAGAGGAACCAACAACGCCACAACAGGAAAUCCUACAAUUGGCUGUCACGCACUCUUUGUCAGAGCAGACAACCAUACAGACACCUAUCAAGGAAACUGUUUCUCUCCAACCACCUGACAGCCCAAUCCCAUCCUCUGACUGUCAAACACAUGGGCAUAGGCCAGCAUGUAUAUGUCCUCCUGGUACAACUGGUAACCCAACUAUCCAGUGCACUGCAAUUGCAGCUGAAAGUCCAGACACCCUUCCACCUCCUAUAGCAGCAAGCACGUCCCCAAGACCUGAUGAGCCAAUUGUACCUGGAGUAGGACAGUCAUCUCCAAUGCCUCCUCCUCUUGUAGAGGAACCAACAACACGACCUCCUGAGCCAACAACACCUCGUCCUCCAGCAACACCCAUACUUCCUCCAGUUGUUAUAGCUUGUACCAACAAUGAUGAAUGCCCAAUGGAUAACUCAUGUUUGAAUCAUAUCUGCUAUGAUGCUUGUGCCAUUGGUAUCUGUGGGGAAGAUGCUGAUUGCAAGAUCCAUAAGCAUCGGCCUGUGUGUAAUUGUCCCCCAGGCACAACAGGAAAUCCUACAAUUGGCUGUCACGCACUCUUGUCAGAGCAGACAACCAUACAGACACCUAUCAAGGAAACUGUUUCUCCACCACCUGACAGCCCAAUCCAUCCUGUAUCUCCUCCACCAUCUACAACUCACGCACCUAUAGGGGAGGAACCUCCAAGAAGACCAACAGAACCAACAACUAGCCGUCCUCCACUUCCACCUACACCUCCACCAGUACCAGUAGGAUGUGAGAGCAUUGAUGAGUGUCCAUAUGAUAAUUCUUGUGUCAACAAACUUUGUUUGGAUAUAUGUCACCCUGGUCUUUGUGGUGAAAAUGCAGACUGCCAAACGAAGGGUCACCGGCCAGUUUGUGCAUGUCCACCAGGAACAACAGGAAAUCCUACACUUAAGUGUUCUGCAAUAGCAGCAUUAGAUCCUGUUGAACCGCCAUCACCUGUUGGUGAAGUGCAGACACCACCUCCAGAUUCUCCCAUUAUACCAGUUUCUCCUCCUCCUUCCACAACUCUUCCACCAGAAACUGAAGUAACACCAAGUCAUCCAGUGGAACCAUUACCUACACCUCCUCCCACACCAAUAGUGCCACCUAUACAGAUUGCCUGUGAGAAUAAUGAUGAUUGUGAUAUAGACAACUCCUGCAUUAAUUUGUUGUGUUAUGAUGUCUGUAGCCUUGGCAUAUGUGGAGACAGUGCAGACUGCAAGACUCUGAAUCAUAGGCCUGUGUGCGUGUGUCCACCUGGAACUACAGGAGAUCCACAGACUCGUUGCACUGCCGUGCUCACAGAGAUACCAUCUACAAUAGCACCUCCUGUUACCGAAACGGUUGAACCACCCCAACAGCCUGUGAGGCCUGUUGCAAUUACAUCAACAACGCCUCUACCUCUAUCAGAGACGCAGCCCCCCAUUGCAAAGGAUCCACUACCGCUUCCCCCUGCACUACCAUCAACUGAAGCCCCCCUACCUGUUGGAUGUGCUGCAAGUGGUGAAUGUGCCUUUGAUGAGAAAUGUGUGAACCUUCUCUGUGUCAAAGUGUGCAGCCUUAUGCCAUGUGAUACAAAUUCAGAAUGUUUUGUACAGCUGCACGAGGCUGUCUGUACACCUAUUGCCCCUAUCACUGCACGGCCACAGUGUAUCAUUGAUCCUGACUGCUUCACAACACAGGUCUGUAUUAGCAAUGUGUGUCGUGAUGUUUGUCUCACAAGCAACCCAUGUGCCCCGAUGGCAGUGUGCACUGCAGAAAACCAUCGUCCCCGCUGCAACUGCCCGCCAGGCUAUGUUGGAAACCCCUUCAUCUCCUGUCGCAGACCUGAGCAACCCACACCACCACCAGCCAUACCACUCACAACCUCUCGUCCAGAUUGUAUUGUCGAUGGAGAUUGUGCCUAUCAUCAGGCAUGUCUUAAUCAAGAAUGUAAAAAUCCAUGCCUGUAUCGAGAUGUCUGUGGCUUUAAUGCAGAGUGCCUUGUCACAGUGCACACACCAAUGUGCAUCUGCAGCCCUGGAUACACUGGCAACCCUUAUGUCCAGUGUUCGCCCCCCACCACCCCUGCCCCAACCCCUGCUCCACCUAUCAUCGAGCUUCAGUGUACUGUGAAUGAAGAUUGCCUAGAUCACCAAGCAUGCUUCAGCGGGAACUGCCAGAACCCUUGUCUGGUAGCUAACCCGUGUGCCCCUACGGCUCUCUGUGAUGUCACAAGGCACCGCCCAGUGUGUUCUUGUCCUUCGGGAUUAACGGGAGACCCCUACCUCCAGUGCACCAUGAUUGAGCUCACAACCCCAAGCCCUGAGUGCAGGGUGGAUGAGGAAUGUAGUGAUGCUCUCGCCUGCGUGGCACAGCAGUGCAAGAACCCCUGUGCCAUCUACGAUAACUGUGCCCCCAAUGCUGAAUGUCACGUGACCCGGCAUCGCCCUGUGUGCUCUUGCCCAGACGGCUUUGUCGGGAAUCCUAACAUUCAGUGUCUUGUCGCCGGGUGCCGUGCCAACUCGGACUGCCCAGUGCAACAGGCAUGCAUCAACCAGGAGUGUGAGGACCCUUGUACCUUCGAAGACUGCGGCAUCAACGCUGAGUGCCGUGUCGUCAACCAUCGCGCUCAGUGCUAUUGUCCGGACAGUUUCCUGGGCGACCCUUACGUGCGGUGUGAGCGCCCUGACUGCGUGGUCGACGAGGAGUGCCCAUCAUGGCUCGCCUGCAUCGACCAGGAGUGCGAAGAUCCGUGCAACUGUGGCCCCAACGCUGACUGCCGCGUUGUCAACCAUCGUCCUCAGUGCUUGUGUCGACCAGGCUAUGAGGGCGACGGCUUCGUUGAGUGCACGCUGAGACCCGUGGGUGAACCGUCCUUCAAGGAGUGCCAGACCGACGGUGACUGCCCGAGCAAGAUGGCAUGCUUCGACGGCCGCUGCGAUGACCCCUGCCUCGUCGUCAAGCCAUGCGGGGUCAAUGCCAAGUGCGAGGUCAUCGACACCCUGCCAUACAGGACCAUGACGUGCGAGUGCCUCCCGGGCUUCGUCGGAAAUGCCUACGUCGAGUGCUCACUACGCCCGACAGAACCGCCAGGCUGUGCUGCCGACGACGAGUGUGGCCCGACGGAGGUGUGCCGCAACCGACAGUGCCUCGACCCCUGUGCCAUCCUCAACCCGUGCGCGCCCAAUGCUGAGUGCCAGGUUGGUCUGAACCGCCGCCCUCAGUGUUCGUGCCCGCCCGGAUACACAGGCAACCCGAACGUCAACUGUUUCCUGAGUGAGUACCCGAUACCUUUUAAUCACAUCAGUCGUAGCGAACAUAUUAUAACUACACACCACAUGGUUAUUCUCACGAUAACAAGCGAUCGCUUUACCACGCUAGGCCCGACAGAACCGCCAGGCUGUGCUGCCGACGACGAGUGUGGCCCGACGGAGGUGUGCCGCAACCGACAGUGCCUCGACCCCUGUGCCAUCCUCAACCCGUGCGCGCCCAAUGCUGAGUGCCAGGUCUUGAACCGCCGCCCUCAGUGUUCGUGCCCGCCCGGAUACACAGGCAACCCGAACGUCAACUGUUUCCUGAUUCGGCCCGUGGAGCCCGCCUGCCGCUCCGACAGCGACUGCCCGACGGACGAGGCGUGCAUCAACCUGAUCUGCGUGGACCCGUGCCUGAUGGAGGACCCGUGCGGUCGCAACGCCCUCUGCAAGACCCAGCAGCACCGUCCAACCUGCUCGUGCCCCGAAGGAUGGGCGGGCAAUCCCCAGAUAGAGUGCUUCAAGCCCGAUUGCCUGGUGGACGAGGACUGUCCCACGGACAAGGCGUGUGUCAGCCAGAACUGUGUAGAUCCGUGCUCGUACAGCGGCCCCGCCUGCGGACUCAACGCUGAGUGCAGAGCCGUGCUGCAUCGUGCCCAAUGCUAUUGCCCGCCGGGUAUGCAAGGCAACCCCAGCGUGGCUUGCGUGGCGGUGGGAUGCACCUCCAGCGAAGACUGCGCUGACGACAAGGCUUGUGACCGCCUCAACCGAGUCUGCAUCCCCGUGUGCGAGGCCUCCACGUGCGCCGUGCAGGCCGAGUGCAACGCCGCCAACCACGCAGCCAUGUGCGUGUGCCCACCGCCUCUCAGGGGCAACCCAUACCUCCAGUGCUUCCAAGUGCAAGAGCCGCCCGUCACAGAGCCCCCAGUGGAGCCCGAGUGCCGCAAGGACCCCGACUGCCCCUCGCAGCACGCCUGCAUCAACGCCAUUUGCCAGAACCCCUGCUCGCUCGGAAACCCCUGCCUGCCGUCCCAGGAGUGCCGCGUGGUCGACGGAGUGCCACUCAGAACCAUGGUUUGCGAGUGUCCACCCAACCAGAUCUUGGUCAAGGAUGGCGUCUGCAUCAGACCAGGUGUGGUCGAACCGCAGUGCCGCGAAGACGAAGACUGUGCCGACCACGAGGACUGUCGGAAAGGCACCUGCGUGAACGUGUGCCGCCCCGACCCGUGUGGCCUGAACGCCAUCUGCAUGGGAGAGAACCACGAAUCGCGCUGCCAGUGUGCCCCGGGCUACAUCGGCGACCCCUUCGUUCAGUGCAGGAGGAAACCCGCCGUGUCCGAACUCCCCGACCCCGAGUGCACGACCAACGACCAGUGCGGCGACUCAGAGUCGUGCGUCAACCAGUACUGCGUGAACCCGUGCAUCCGGGACGCCCCUUGCGCCUCGAACGCCUUCUGCUACGUGCGCGAACACCGCCCCGUCUGCAGGUGUCCGGAGGGCUUCGUCGGCGAUCCUGAGAUUGAGUGUCGACCUUCGACAGUGCCAAUUCCGGGCGGGGCCUCAAACUGGACCACAGGUGGCACUGGCAAGGCGUGCCGCACCCACCGGGACUGCGGGCCCGACCAGUGGUGCGAGGGCGGUCAGUGUCACCGCCCAUGCCCCUCCGCCUGCCCUCCCACUGCCCUGUGCCGCGUGCAUGACCAGCGCCCCGUGUGCUCCUGCCCCCCCGGCGCCACCGGCAACCCCCAGGACCAGUGCCACCCAUUCGGUUGUGUGACAGACGAUGACUGCCCUUUCACUGAAAAAUGCUUCCGUGGUCAGUGCCGCAACCCAUGCAACGCUGGCCGCCCAUGCGCACCCACGGCCACUUGCACACCAUCCAACCACAACGCACUGUGCACAUGUCCACCUGGUUACACGGGAAGUCCAACUGACUCCUGUGAACCAGUGGGUUGUACCUCCUCUAACGAAUGUCCGAGCGACCAGGCCUGCUAUAGGGGAUCCUGUGUGAACCCCUGUGUCCUGGACUCCCCCUGUGGCCCUGGCACCUCCUGCCUUACCACUGGCCACACUGCCACGUGCGCCUGUCGCCCUGGGCUCUUCGGAGACCCGCAUAUUUCAUGCACUGUCCCAGGAACCGCGGCGCCACAGUGCAAGACAGACUUUGACUGCGUAGGAACUAAGGGUUGUAUUGAUGGAACAUGCAAAGACCUGUGUACAUAUCUGCGACCUUGUGGCGAAAACGCUCUCUGCCGCACUAUAGACAUGACCAAAUUGCGAACAGUUGCUUGCGAGUGCCCACCGGGUCAUACUGGAAGUGCAUAUGAGAAGUGCCAAAAAGUAGAUGAAGAACAGCCCAAGUGCCAACUAGAUGCUGAGUGUCCCUUGUUCGAAGGCUGCAUUAAUGCACAGUGCAAGGAUCCGUGCGAAGAGAACCCGUGUGCCCUGAAUGCAGAGUGCCGGGCAGUCAACCACCGUGCCAUCUGCUAUUGUCCUCCUGGCUACACCGGGGACGGACACACAACCUGCUCUCGCCUAGAGUGCAGCCGAGACACCGACUGCCUCGAGGAUAGCGUUUGCUUCAACAACAGGUGUACCUUGACCUGCACUCUCUCAAGGCCGUGUGGCACAAAUGCGAAGUGCCAGGCCGCCUUACACAGAUCAGAGUGCCAGUGCCUCCCAGGCUACAAAGGAGACCCAUACACAGUGUGCUCAAGCGUUCAGUGCACCUCAGAUGACUCCUGCCCUUCCACACACGCUUGCUAUGGCAAGAACUGCGUGGACCCUUGUCAGCAAGACCGGUCGUGCCAUCCGUCACAGGAAUGUAAGGUCGUUAAUCACAAGCCCGUCUGCAGCUGCCCCGCUGGCUUCACCCAACAGGCAGACAAGUGUAUUCAUGAAGAUCUUGGAUGUUCUGUUGAUAAUGACUGCAAUCCCGGUGAGGGUUGUUUGGACGGGAAAUGUACGGACCUUUGCCGAGAUAAUCCCUGCGGGCUAAAGGCAACCUGUACUGUACAAAACGGCCGCCCUCUGGCCAGUGUCUUGUGCCAGUGCGGGCCGGGCCUGACUGGAGACCCCUUCAGAGAAUGCGUCACCGUGCCAGCCCCAAGUCCAGGCUGCACCACAGAGUACGACUGUCCAUGGGCCGAGACCUGUGAAGACGGCCGCUGUGUAGACCCUUGCCAGACCACUCGCUGUGCUCCAGGGGCCAUCUGCCGUGCCCUUGGACACCGUGGGGUCUGCUCCUGUGCUGCUGGCUCCCAGGGAGAUCCCAACGUCCUCUGCACGACAAACACUGCCACGUGCGCCUGUCGCCCUGGGCUCUUCGGAGACCCGCAUAUUUCAUGCACUGUCCCAGGAACCGCGGCGCCACAGUGCAAGACAGACUUUGACUGCGUAGGAACUAAGGGUUGUAUUGAUGGAACAUGCAAAGACCUGUGUACAUAUCUGCGACCUUGUGGCGAAAACGCUCUCUGCCGCACUAUAGACAUGACCAAAUUGCGAACAGUUGCUUGCGAGUGCCCACCGGGUCAUACUGGAAGUGCAUAUGAGAAGUGCCAAAAAGUAGAUGAAGAACAGCCCAAGUGCCAACUAGAUGCUGAGUGUCCCUUGUUCGAAGGCUGCAUUAAUGCACAGUGCAAGGAUCCGUGCGAAGAGAACCCGUGUGCCCUGAAUGCAGAGUGCCGGGCAGUCAACCACCGUGCCAUCUGCUAUUGUCCUCCUGGCUACACCGGGGACGGACACACAACCUGCUCUCGCCUAGAGUGCAGCCGAGACACCGACUGCCUCGAGGAUAGCGUUUGCUUCAACAACAGGUGUACCUUGACCUGCACUCUCUCAAGGCCGUGUGGCACAAAUGCGAAGUGCCAGGCCGCCUUACACAGAUCAGAGUGCCAGUGCCUCCCAGGCUACAAAGGAGACCCAUACACAGUGUGCUCAAGCGUUCAGUGCACCUCAGAUGACUCCUGCCCUUCCACACACGCUUGCUAUGGCAAGAACUGCGUGGACCCUUGUCAGCAAGACCGGUCGUGCCAUCCGUCACAGGAAUGUAAGGUCGUUAAUCACAAGCCCGUCUGCAGCUGCCCCGCUGGCUUCACCCAACAGGCAGACAAGUGUAUUCAUGAAGAUCUUGGAUGUUCUGUUGAUAAUGACUGCAAUCCCGGUGAGGGUUGUUUGGACGGGAAAUGUACGGACCUUUGCCGAGAUAAUCCCUGCGGGCUAAAGGCAACCUGUACUGUACAAAACGGCCGCCCUCUGGCCAGUGUCUUGUGCCAGUGCGGGCCGGGCCUGACUGGAGACCCCUUCAGAGAAUGCGUCACCGUGCCAGCCCCAAGUCCAGGCUGCACCACAGAGUACGACUGUCCAUGGGCCGAGACCUGUGAAGACGGCCGCUGUGUAGACCCUUGCCAGACCACUCGCUGUGCUCCAGGGGCCAUCUGCCGUGCCCUUGGACACCGUGGGGUCUGCUCCUGUGCUGCUGGCUCCCAGGGAGAUCCCAACGUCCUCUGCACGACAAUUGGCUGUACACAAAGGUCAGAUUGCCCGGUGGAAGAAGCAUGUGUCAAUGGACGAUGCGUGGACCCAUGCAAGGAGAGGAACCCCUGUGGCCCGAACGCCAAAUGCCAAACCACCAAGCAAGGCCCAGUAUGCACGUGUCCUGAAGGCUUCGAGGGCGAUGCCUAUAUCAGGUGCCAACCUUCAGGCUGCCAGAAGAACUCCCAGUGCCCCGUCAGCCAAGAGUGCCGCGAGGGAGAGUGCAUGGACCCGUGUGACCUCCAGCAGUGUGUAGCCAAUUCUGAAUGCGUUGUACAGAAUCACCGAGCAACAUGCAAGUGCCUCGAAGGGUACAGUGGGAACCCUGACCGAUUCUGUUCCCCACCGCCCACUGCAGGAUGUCGCAGUGACAAGGACUGCCCUUCUUUGCAAGGUUGCAUUGAUGAAAAGUGCCAAGACCUUUGCGAGGUGAUUCACCCUUGUGGCACCAGCGCCGUGUGCAAGGUCAUUGACAACAGACCUUUCAGAGCAAUGUCCUGCUCUUGCCCCGACGGCUACGAGGGCGAUCCCUACUAUGCUUGUACUGCAGUAACUGAGGAAGACUGCAGCUCUGAUCUCGAGUGUCCCUUGCGAUUCUCUUGCGAGGCAGGGAAAUGCCGAAAUCCCUGUCCCGCCGGAUGUGGCACCAAUGCCACGUGCUCCGUCCUCAACCAUCGUCCUGUGUGCCACUGUCAGCCAGGCUAUGCCGGUAUUCCAGAGGAAGGAUGUUAUAAGAUUGAUUGUGAAACUGACGAUAACUGCCAAGACUCAGAAAUCUGCAGACAGAACGUUUGCGUCGAUCCGUGUCGUAAGGACAACCCCUGCCCACCAAGUGCCAAAUGUAUCACUGCCAAUCACCGUGCUCAGUGCCAGUGCCCCCCAGGUACCUCAGGGAACCCACAGGUGUCUUGCCAGCUGGUGGAAUGCACGGCAGACCUGGACUGUAAGAGCUUCGAGGCUUGUGUCAACGGCGAGUGCAAGGACCCCUGCUCCUACUAUAACCCAUGUGCCGUCGGCGCCACGUGCAGAGUCGCCAACCACAAAUACGCUUGCACGUGCCCGUCAGGGCUUCAGGGCGACCCGAGGUUCAGCUGCGUGGCCCCGAAAGAUCCUCUGGGGUGUGUUGUGGACAAGGACUGCCCUUCUUUGCAAGGUGAUUCACCUUGUGGCACCAGCGCCGUGUGCAAGGUCAUUGACAACAGACCUUUCAGAGCAAUGUCCUGCUCUUGCCCCGACGGCUACGAGGGCGAUCCCUACUAUGCUUGUACUGCAGUAACUGAGGAAGACUGCAGCUCUGAUCUCGAGUGUCCCUUGCGAUUCUCUUGCGAGGCAGGGAAAUGCCGAAAUCCCUGUCCCGCCGGAUGUGGCACCAAUGCCACGUGCUCCGUCCUCAACCAUCGUCCUGUGUGCCACUGUCAGCCAGGCUAUGCCGGUAUUCCAGAGGAAGGAUGUUAUAAGAUUGAUUGUGAAACUGACGAUAACUGCCAAGACUCAGAAAUCUGCAGACAGAACGUUUGCGUCGAUCCGUGUCGUAAGGACAACCCCUGCCCACCAAGUGCCAAAUGUAUCACUGCCAAUCACCGUGCUCAGUGCCAGUGCCCCCCAGGUACCUCAGGGAACCCACAGGUGUCUUGCCAGCUGGUGGAAUGCACGGCAGACCUGGACUGUAAGAGCUUCGAGGCUUGUGUCAACGGCGAGUGCAAGGACCCCUGCUCCUACUAUAACCCAUGUGCCGUCGGCGCCACGUGCAGAGUCGCCAACCACAAAUACGCUUGCACGUGCCCGUCAGGGCUUCAGGGCGACCCGAGGUUCAGCUGCGUGGCCCCGAAAGAUCCUCUGGGGUGUGUUGUGGACAAGGACUGCCCCGACACGCACGGCUGCAUCCUCAGCUCGCUCGUGACACGCUAUCACAGUAAGAUUUCCGCUGUGUACGUCCGUUUCGACGAUAAGGAUUCCGGCGCGACCUGCAGGGACCUCUGCGAGGAACACAAGCCGUGCGGCCCCAACGCCGUCUGCUCGGUCAUUGACUCCAAGCCUCGGCGCUCCAUGAGCUGUGCCUGCCCGCCCGGCUUCCACGGCGACGCCAAGAUUGAAUGCCGAGAAAUUCCAUCUCAAGGAGGAUGUGUCCGAGAUACAGACUGUCUCUUCAGCGAGGCCUGCAUAGAAGGGCUUUGUCGAGACCCUUGCAACUGUGGUCUCAACGCCCAGUGCCACGUGUCGCAGCAUCGCCCAUAUUGCAGCUGUCCGUUCGGUCACGCUGGCGAUCCCAACGUUGCUUGCUACAGAACCGAAUGCAAUAGUGACGUUGACUGUCCAAGCGACAAGGCCUGCGAGGAUCACGAGUGCGUGGAUCCCUGCGCGCGCGAGGAGGCCCCGUGCGCCCCCUCCGCCCUGUGCCGAGUACUUGGACACAAACCGCAGUGCUCGUGCUCGCCGGGAGAACGAGGCGACGCCAAGAUCCAGUGUUUGGCGAUUGCCUGCGGAGGCGACUCGGAGUGUCCUCACAACCUAGCGUGCGAGGACGACCAGUGCAUAAACCCGUGCGAGAGAGACGCGUGUGGCGUGGGCGCCGUGUGCUCAGUGACGGCCCACAAGCGCGCGUGUCAGUGCUUGGAAGGAUACUCGGGCGACCCAGAGGUGGCGUGCCGCCCGCAAAGCUGGGCAUGCGUGGUGGAUCAUGACUGUGGUGUGGGAUUGGUGUGUGUGCGUGGAGGGUGUGCCGACCCUUGCAAGCAGGAAAGGCCGUGUGCAGCCAAUGCAAUGUGUACUGUGCAAGAAACAAGACCCAUCAAGUCCGUGACCUGCACGUGCCCGGCAGGGUUCACAGGCGACGCGGAAGUCCAGUGUCGCAAAAGUAUGAGAAAUGCAACUCACUCAACUCGAAUGUUGCCUGAAUAUUGCACUUGCAUCUCAGAUUCUUCUAGACCUAUCUCUUUAAAAUCAUCUAAUACCGAAAUUAAUAAUACCUUAUCAUUUAUUAUUAAGUUUAAUCACUUACCCUUUUCACAGGUAUUAACCCCCCCACCCGAGGCACCCUGCUCACGUGACAGCGAGUGCCCGGACGCCCUGGCCUGCCUGGAGGGCCAGUGCCUCGACCCGUGUGCGUGCGGGGAGGGCGCCCUCUGCCGAGUGACCAACCACCACCCAGUGUGUUCUUGCGCACCUGGGUACCGCGGAGACCCUUACACUGCGUGCUACGACCCGGGUUGCCGAACAGACUCGGAAUGCCCAGCGACAGACAAGUGCUAUAACGGAGAGUGCGUUAACCCGUGCUACGUCAGGAACCCGUGUGCAAUUAGUGCCGAGUGCUUUGCAACUCGCCACGAGGCACAGUGCCGCUGCCCAGCCGGCCUGGAGGGCGACCCGUAUGUAAAGUGCGAGAACCUGAAGUGCCGCGCCGACCACGAGUGCCCAGACGACAGAACUUGCAAGAAUGGAUAUUGCAUAGAGGCUUGCCUGUACACCAGCUGUGCCUCGGACGCCACCUGCAGGCCAGAGAACCACCGCGGCGUGUGCGUGUGUCCCCCGGGCUCCAAGGGCGACCCGACGUUCAGAUGCCAAACAGACGAGGGCCCGAUAGAGCCAGCCUGCAAGGCGGACGUAGAUUGCAUAAAGGGAAUGGCCUGCAUCAAUGAUCGGUGCCAGGACCUGUGUGCCACCCAGACCUGCGGGGAACAUGCACAGUGCCGCGUGGUGGAGUCUCUGCCCUUCAGGACCAUGGUGUGCGAGUGCUUGCCUGGCUACAAGGGCGACGCCCACACGCAAUGCAGGCGCAUUCCAGAGGAUGAGGAUGGUUGUGUGCGAGACAGCGACUGUGGAGAGGAAUUGGCAUGCAUUGAAGGGUCAUGCCGUGACCCCUGUGACUGCGGGGUCAAUGCCCUCUGUACUGUUGUCAACCACAGACCUAUCUGUACCUGUAGUCAGGGCUAUGAGGGUAACCCCCACACUGCUUGUGUUGCCACUGGCUGCACGAGCGACGCCGAGUGCUCCGACGACCGCAAGUGCUACCAAGGCAAUUGCGUGAACCCGUGUCUCGUUGACAACCCCUGCGCGCCCAGGGCCGAGUGCCAGCCCAUCGCCCACGAGGCAAAGUGCUUCUGCCCGUCCGGCACCCGCGGCGACCCCCUGACCCAGUGCGUGGUGAUCGGGUGCAGGGCCAACGGCGACUGCCCCGCUGACCGCAUGUGCUUGAACGGGCGCUGCCGCGACCCCUGCGUGCACAACAACACGUGCGCCCCCAACGCACAGUGCAGGGGUGUCAACCACGGCAUCGAGUGCCGCUGCCUGCCGGGCCAGGAGGGAAUACCGUCGCUUGCUUGCAGCGAGAAGCAGCGACGGGACUGCCGCUCGGAUUACGACUGCCAGUCAGGUUAUGCUUGCAUGGAGGGCGAGUGUAAGAAGCCUUGCGAAGAGCUGGCUCCAUGCAAGGACCUGACGGUGUGCACCCUGGUCGACACGAGGCCUCUCAGGACCAUGACCUGCACUUGCCCCGAACACAUGGUUGUGUCAGAUCAGGGCCAGUGUGUUGACUUGGACCUCCCAAUAGGCGUCGGUUGCCGUGCUGACAACGAAUGCCCAAGUGACAACGCCUGCCUCAACACCCAGUGCGUGACCCCCUGCGACUGCGGGGCCAACGCCGAAUGCCACGUCAAGAACCAUCGCCCCAUUUGCACCUGUCUGCCUGGAUUCCAGGGCAACCCUAACACCGGAUGCUUCAAGGUGGGAUGCAGUGUGAACGAGGAGUGUCCGCUGGAUAAUAUGUGCUCCAACGGCGUAUGCGUCAACCCAUGUCUGGUGAACGACCCGUGCGACAUCACCGCCGAGUGCUACCCUGAGCAGCACACUGCCAAGUGUCGCUGUCCAAGUGGGCUUGAAGGCGACCCAUACAUCCGCUGCGAAGUGCGGGGCUGCCGCAGCAACUCCGAAUGCCCCACUGAUAAGGCAUGCAUCAACCGACAGUGCGUGAACCCAUGCCUCUACAGCAACAACUGUGCCCCCAACGCAGAGUGCUACGUCUUCCAACACACCGCAGGCUGCCGCUGCCCGAAGGACAAGCCCUACGGCGACCCACGAUUCAUGUGUGAGGACAAAUCCAUCCAGGUGGAUGAGCCCAAGCCCGAGUGUCGUGUGGAUGCUGACUGCCCGAGCCAGCGCGCGUGCAUUGACGAGCACUGCAUCAACCCAUGCCAUGUCCUCAAUCCAUGCGAUGACACCGCCCUGUGCGAAGUCGUGGAUUCCGUGCCCGUUCGCACCAUGAUCUGCAUCUGUCCCGAAGGCUUCGUCAUGACAGAUGAAGGCACAUGCAAGCUUGUCGAGAAGGAAGUCAUCCCAGGCUGCCGCGCCGACUCAGAGUGUCCUGUCGAGGAAGCCUGCAUCAACCGCAUGUGCCGCAGCCCGUGCGACUGCGGCCGCAACGCGAUCUGCGAGAUCAUCAAUCACCGGCCCGUGUGCACCUGCCAAGUUGGCUUCCAGGGCAACCCCGACAUCGGUUGCUUCCCAGUCGGCUGCCAGCAAGACGCUGACUGUGAGGAUGACCAAGCCUGCUACGACGGCGUGUGCGCCAACCCAUGUUUGGUCGACGAUCCUUGUUCCAGAAAUGCCGAGUGCUACGCUGCACAGCACAGAGCACAGUGUCGCUGCCCGUCAGGCUUUCAGGGCGAUGGCUACACUGAGUGUCUGGUCAUCGGCUGCAGGGCUAACUCCAACUGCCCGCGCGACCGCGGCUGCAUCAACAGCCAAUGCGUCGACCCCUGUUUGUACGAAGAUCCCUGCUCUCCCUCUGCUGAAUGCGUCAACCACGAGCACGAAGCUCGCUGCCGCUGCCCGUCCGGCACCACAGGCAACCCCAAGAUCCAGUGCAGCCCCCUCGUGGAACCCGAGUGCCGCGUCGACGGCGACUGCGAGAGCCAGCUCGCCUGCAUCGACGAACGCUGUGUCAACCCGUGCGUGGUGCUGGACCCAUGCGACGACACCGCCAUCUGCCAAGUGGUCGACACGCUGCCGGUCAGGACGAUGCUUUGCGUGUGUCCCGACGGCAUGAUCAUCGAGCAGGGUGGCACGUGCGACCUGUUGCCGCCUAUCAAGCCUAGCUGCGCAGCAGACCCAGAAUGCCCCUCUGACAAGGCGUGCUUCAACGGCUUCUGCAAAGACCCCUGCAUGUGCGGCCCCAACGCCGUCUGUGAGAUCGUCGAGCACCACCCCGUGUGCUCGUGCAAGCGCGGGUACGAGGGAGACCCGGAGAUCCGCUGCGACGAAAUCAGCUGCUACGGCAACGACGACUGCCCCACGACGCACGCCUGCCGCAACGGGCAAUGCGCCCCCGUGUGCGGUCCCGACAAUGAGCCGUGCGGCGAGGAAGCCGUGUGCCAGGGAGUGAGCCACGAGGCCGUGUGCUACUGUCCCCCGGGCUCCCGCGGCAACCCGCGUACUCAGUGCAUAGCCAUCGGCUGCGCAUCGAACGACGCCUGCCCCGGAGAUCGCAGCUGCAUCAACCAGCGCUGCGUGAGCCCCUGCAGUCUCGACCCGUGCGAGGAGCCGGCCACCUGUCGCGUGGCCAACCACCGACCCGACUGCCCGUGCCCGCCAGGGUUCAACGGCACCAGAGACAAUGGCUGUGAAAAGAUCGUCCUGGGCUGCCGCACCGACGGCGACUGCCCCAGCAAGACGGCCUGCAUCAACGCUGAGUGCAUCGACGUCUGCGGCCUGGAGCCCUGCGGAGAGAACGCCGAGUGCCGAGUGAUCGACACCGUGCCCAUCCGGACCGUGGCGUGCGAGUGCCUGCCUGGUUAUCAGGGAGACGCGCUCGAUAAGUGCAUUCCAACGCCCGUGUGUCCGUUCGAAAAGGGCUUCAUCCUGGACGACGACCGCUGCAUCUGCCCGGCGGAGCGAGGCUUCUACGUCGACGAGAACGGCAACUGCGCCCGCUGCCCCGUCGAGCUGGGCUUCGUGCUCACCGAGAACGGCUUGUGCAUCUGCGACCCCGAGAAGGGCUACGUGCUCACCCGCGCCGGCACUUGCGACUGCCCUCUACCCGCCGAGAAGGACGAAGACGGCGACUGCGUUGUGAGGACGGAGCCGCCGCUCACCCCCGGCUGCACCAGCGACUCUGACUGCCCGACGGACAGGGCCUGCGAGCAGCGCGCGUGCGUGUCGCCGUGCGCCUACGACCCGUGCGCCAAGUACGCCACCUGCAUCGUCGUGAACCACAAGGCCGUCUGCACCUGCAUCUCAGACUACUCCGGCGACCCCUACCAGAAGGACGAUGGCUGCAAGCCGACCUUCGCGCGCACUGACUUCCCGCGCCCUGACAUGCUGGUCAACUGCCUGGCCGACGGAGUGCAGGUGGACAUCAACGUGGGCGACCCGGGCUUCAACGGUGUCAUGUACGUCAAGGGUUACUCCAAGAACGAGGAGUGUCGUCGCGUCGUCAAGCCGGACGUCGACGUCGGCACGAUCGACUUCAAGGUCAAGUUCAACACGUGCGGACUCAUCCACGAGAACGGACUGGCCCGGUUCAUCCUGGUGCUCCAGAAACAUCCUAAGCUGGUGACGUACAAGGCGCAGGCGUACCACGUCAAGUGCACGUACAACACCGGCGAGAAGACCAUCACCCUCGGCUUCGACGUGUCCAUGCUGACCACCGCCGGAACCAUCGCCAACACAGGCCCUCCGCCGACCUGCGUCAUGAAGAUCACCGACAAGAACGGCGACGAUAUCCGCGGCGCCGAGAUCGGAGACCUACUGAUGCUGCGCGUGCAGGUCGAACCGUCGAACAUCUACGGCGGCUUCGCCCGAAGCUGCGUGGCGCUGACGGCGAACAGCGACGGCGGCGACAACGAGUACAUCGUGACGGACGAGAACGGCUGCGCGACGGACCCGAACAUCUUCGGCGAGUGGGAGCAGGAGGACGGCGACGAGAAGACGCUGGUGGCGCUCUUCAACGCCUUCAAGUUCCCGUCGUCCAACUCCAUCCGCUUCCAGUGCAACGUGCGCGUGUGCUUCGGCCGCUGCCACCCGGUCAACUGCAACGGCUACGACGCCUUCGGCAAGCGUCGCCGUCGCCAGGCGCUCGAGGAGGACGCCGAGGUGAUCUACUCCAACGAGGCCACGUACGAGGGCCAGCUCAGGGAGAUCACCGUCUUCUCGCCGGCCAUCAUCACCAUCGAGAGCCGCGCCGACAGGCUCACCGCGCCCGAGAAUCCCGAGGCCGUGGGCGUGGAUGAGGUGUGCGUGAGCAAGUGGGGCUUCAUCAUCGCCCUUAUCAUCACGGCGCUCCUGGCGCUGGUGGCGGUGGCCGUGGCGGUGUCUUGCUGGCUCAUGGCGUACCGACGCAAGCCCAAGCACGCGGGCCCGCUGCCGCACCCGCCGGAGUUCCCGAACCCGCUGUUCACCACGCCGGAGCCCCUGGCCGAGCCCUCGCCGGACUACUUCUCGUGAGCUCGACGGCACCGUCAAGACCCUGUACUGUGAUUCCUAAGUGAAAGAAACGAAACUCGUCUCCAUCAUGGACCAAUGAAUCGCAUGUGAUGCGACAGUGAACCCAAUCGAGAGAGUUCGAGCAAUACAUUUCCUGCCGGAAAAAAAUGUUCAGUGAACGACGAGAAUUUCGAAGCAAACGAAUAGAAAUAGAAUAUUAUAAUUGUGACUUUUCUUAUGACAUUGUGAAUGUGUGACGUUUAGGUGAAAAGAUGUGACUUUAUAUAUAUUUGUAUCUAUAUUGGAGCGAGAGGCGUCGCGUCGAGAGGGACCUCCGCCCGAGCGCCGUGCUCCUCCACGUCCAACACCUUGUCCUAAGUUCCGCAGAAACCACAGGAGUCGGCCUCGAGGCGGAGACGACCUCGAGACGCGCACGGAAGUGAAAAGAGGAAGAAGAAAAACGAUACUAGAGAGACUUCAUUAUCAUGAGAUUUUUUUCCUUUUUAGAAAUGUGUGAAGUAUUCGUUCUUAUAUAUUUUUUUGUACAAAGUCAUUUCACAACGUUCUAUCUGAAAAUAUGCCCCGCUCUGCUACAUUUGCUGACGCGGCGUUUUAUUUUGGGCAUCAUUUCAGCAGAUGGCAUAGCAGUGGCCUGAAUUCCCAGCGUAUUAUUUUUUCUGUAAAAGGAGAGACUUAACUAAACUUCAAACGAUGAAAAUAAAACCCGACACAGUCUUACCAAGAGUUCAGAGGCAUGAUAAUGAUAUCGGCUCCUCAACUCCUCAUUCCAAAGAAUUCCAUUUUUUGUUUUUGUUUUUUUACCUUAGCUUCAAUUAGCUCUUUCUUUUUUAAUUAAUUAUAUGUAUGAUGAUGUCAAAUAAUCGUAGGUGCUCAUGGACAAGUCGCUGUUAUGUCCAAAUCUCUUCAAGUGUCAAAUGUAAAAUGAUAAGCAAUUCCCUGCCUUAUGCAGUCGGUCAGUAAGACAUGACUUUCCGCCAAUGGAUGGAAAUGGGUCUUAUUGCCCGGGCGCAUACGGACCGGAAUCGCUCAUCGCAUUACAAGUGUAUAAAAAACAGGCCUGCCAUGGCGGCUACGGGGAGUCAGGGUGAGGUUUUUGAGCAGUCAGUGCUGCUAACAGUAGGUAGACGGAGGUUGUUUAUAUAUAAGAGAUUUUAGCAGACGCACAAAGGUUGAACUCCCCCUAUCUACUUGGCAGGGCCGCAAUUUUAUAAAUGGUUAUGAAAUGUGUUAAGUUAUAUGUGCACGUAGAUGAUAGUAAUCUCAAGUCAAAUAAAAUUCAAUCUUUUUUUUUUUGAGAGACGUCUCGCAAGGUGCCACGUGGCUUUGUCGUGACGCUGUCUAGAUCCCGCUCUCUGAUUGGUUCGUCCGUCAAGGGGCGUGAUCUAGAGAGUGUGACGUCAUCGCUUGGACCUUUUUUUUUAGUCCUCUCUGUAUUUUUGCCAGGUUUUAAUAGAUGAAAAAUAUAAACGUAUAUCUCGCGACGGAACUGACAGAGAUCCAAAACGACAGUCGCGAUUUCCUCUCUGAAUGCUUCAAUAGUUAUUUUGUAUAUGAGUUAUAAAGAAAAAUGUCUUCCGAAAAAAUAUAUGUGAUAUUUCGACAUGUAUAGUCUUUAGAAGCAGUUGUGUAAUCAAUUUACGUAGUCUAACAACAACGCUGAUUUCAUCAAUUAAAAAAAAAAUGAAAUUACAUUAAUCGCUCUAACCAAAUAAUGAAGGCAAGCCAAAACUUUAGCGGUGUUUAUUUCCUCGUGGUUCUUGCACAUGCAAGCAAACUGACUUUAACAAAGGCAUAUUUCCACACUUGUUAUGACUACAUUACUGUGAUUUUACGCCUGGGUGCGAUGCUUUAAGGCCAAUAUGCCUUUGUUUGACUCAUUGGGAAUUUUGUUUUAAUUAGUUUCGCAAUUCUAAUUUUUCCUUCUCAACUUUUCCAAAAUAAAAAAUAAUGAGAGAUAGGGUGAUGGGUCUCACUCUUCCGUAACUCUUGCCCACUGCAGACCAAAGCCAACGUUUUCUUUCACUUCUCUUUUUUUAUCUGAAACUAAAAUAAAUGUGGUGACGGUGCUUUUCACUCUCCUGGAUAGACAUGAGCUGGUCUUUUUUUGCGUCGUAGGAAUGGCUUGCCUUUAUUUUUUUUUUCUUUUUACUCCACCUGGUAAUAUUAUUUUAAUAUAACGUUCUUAUGCUUGAAACAACUGUUAAUUUGUCUCACCCAUGUAACAAAGAAUCUGUUACUGAAUAAAGGAUAUGGAAUAAUA